Molecule: messenger RNA, 52838 nt
Organism: Pelobates cultripes (western spadefoot toad)
Lineage: Eukaryota; Metazoa; Chordata; Amphibia; Anura; Pelobatidae
Source: the annotation of a GenBank genome assembly
GUUAGAUGAUGCAGCCAAUCAGGAGGCGAGGGGCGUGUCCGUGCUUGUGGCUUGCAGGCGGCCGCUGCCCGGGAGGACCAGUGAGUGCCAGUCUCUCUCCAAGAUGGCGGCGCCGGGGGUGUUACUGCUCCUCAUACACGGUGAGUGCCCGGACCGAGCGGGGAGACCGGACUGUGUGCGACCCCUCUAAUACUGACUGGGGGGGGGUCUCUAAGGGGGUCCGUUAUACUGAGCUCGCAAAGUUACUGCUCCUCUAUAUACACGUGUGAAAGCCCUCGGACUGAGCACCGGAGACCUGACAAUGCGAACUCCUGGGUCCGAAUCGACUGGGGGUCUCUAAGGGUCCGGUCUUCGUCCGCUAUACUGACUGGGGUCUCUAAGGGGUCCGUUAUGUAUUGACUGGGGCCCCUAAGGGGUCCGCUAUAAAUUACCUGGGGCCGGGGGCCAUGGGUCCGUUAUACCUGACUGGCCCUAAGGGGGUCCGUUAUACCGCAUCUGACUGGGGUCUCUAAGGGGUCCGUUAUACUGACUGGCCCCCUAAGGGGUCCGUUAUACUGACUGGGGUCUCCGACUGGGGUCUCUAAGGGUCCGCUAUACUGACAACUCUGCGGUGUUAUCCUGACCGGGGCCCCUAACCGGGGGGGUCCGUUAUACUGACUGGGGUCUCAAGGUCCGUUAUACCGACUGGGAGUCCUAAGGGGUCCGUUAUACCGACUGGGUCUCUAUAAACCGUUAUCCCGACUGGGGGGUGACUGGGGCUCUAAGGGGUUAUACCUGACUGGGGGUCUCUGGGGGUCCGUUAUACUGACUGGGGUCUCUAAGGGGGUCCGUUAUACCGACUGGGUCUCUAUAAACCGCUAGUCCGACCGGGGUCCUCUCUAAGGGUCCGCUAUCCCGAAUAGGGGUCCUGACUCGGGGCCCCCUCUUGGCUCUAUACCCCGACUGGAGUCUCAAGGGUCCCGUUUAUACCCACCGGGGAGUCUCUUAUAACCGCCAUACCUUAUACCGACUCUCAAGGGGUCCGUUAUACUGACUGGCCCUCUGGGGUCCGUUAUCGAGGGGGGUCCGUUAUCCUGACUGGGGCCCUAACUGGGGUCCGUUAUACCUGACUGGGGUCUCUAACCGUCCUAAUCCCAGACCGUUAUUGGUCUCUAAGGGGUCCGUUAUACCGACUGACUGGGGUCUCUAAGGGGUCCGCACACUGGGUAAAUCCUAUAAACUGUUAGGCCCUAAGGGUCCGCAAAGUCCGGGUUACACCGACUGGGGUCUCUAAGGGGUCCGUUAUACUGACUGGGUGUCUCUGGGGUCAAGGGGGUCCGUUAUCCUGACUGGGGUCCUCAGGGGUCCGUUAUACCUGACUGGCGGGGUCUCUCCUAUACCGACCAAAGUGUCUCCGUAACCCGUUAUACCUGACUGGGGUCUCUCUAUGGGGUCCGUUAUACCGACUGGCUCUUAAGGGGGUCCGUUAUACUGGGGGUCUCUAAGGGGUCCGUUAUCCUGACUGGGGGUCUCCUAAGGGGGGUUAUACCGUUAUGGGGUCCGCUGACUGGGGUCUCUAAGGGUCCGUUAUCCUAUAAAUUGACCGGGCCUCCCUGGGGUCCGUUAUCCGACCCGAGGGGUUAUACUGACUGGGGGCUAAGGGGGUCCGUUAUCCCGACUGGCCCUAUGUGGGGUCCGUUAUACCGACUGGGGUUCCCUAAGGGGUCCGUUAUCCUGACCCUGAGGGGGGGUCUCUAAGGGGUCCGUUAUAGGGGGUCCGUUAUCCUGACCUGACUAAGGGGGGUUAUAUACUGACUGGGGGGGUCCGUUAUACUGACUGGGGGCUCUAAGGGGGUCCGUUAUACCGACUGGGGGUCCAUAAGGGGUCCGUUAUCCCGGGACCCGAGGGGUUGGGGGUCUCUAAGGGGGUCCGUUAUCCUGACUGGGGGGGGGGGUGUCCCUCUAAGGGGGUCCGUUAUCCUGACCCGAGGGGUUGGGGGUACCCUUUAAGAAAUGCUGGGGGAGGGUGUGUUAUAAUCCUCGGAUAUUUGGUGUUUAUAAUUCUAGGAGACUUGAUGUCUAUCCUAAGUGUGGGGAGAUGUAGGUUUCCUCAGUACUUGGAGAGUUGAUAUUAUAAGUGUUAGAAAUGGUGGUAUUUAUCAUCGAAACUGGUACACCGUGUUUAUCAUCCAGUAUUAGCAAUGUGUUCUCAUCAAUACUUGGAGAUGGGGUGUUGACCAUCAAUACUAUGAUUGUUGAUGUCUUUUUUAUCAAUAAUAGGAGUGUGUAUAUUACAAUUAUUUACAAUAAGUUCACCUGCAAUACUAGAGUGUGUUUAUUAAUACUAGCUGUGUAAGUAUUUAGCAUCAGUGCUCGGAGAAUGAGUGUCCUCACCACUGUCUGUUAAAUAGAACAAGGGUACUAGAAGUGUGGGUAUCUUAUGUUGAGGGUUGAGAAUGUGUAGUAAACAAAUAGAUAAACAAUCUUUGAGUUUACCUAGUAACCAUGGUUACAAUGAGACCGGAUGUUUACUUUGCUUUCCUGCACUAAUACCCACUUGUUGUUUUAGGAUAUUGUUCUUGGCCUCCCCGUGUGUGUGUGUGUGUGUGUGUGUGUGUGUGUGUGUGUGUGUGUGUGUGUGUGUGUUAUUCUGGUCUAUUUACUGCCUUUUUAUAAUGAUUUAGGAUGUUGUUCUUCUAGAACACCAAGCACGCUUGAUUGUGGUUUGGAUGUUCCUGUUGACUUAGAGGUGGCGUGGGUCUUGUGGGAUGUUCUCAUUGACAUGGUGUUGACUUGGAGAUGGUGUGGGAUGUUCUCAUUAAUGUGGUGUGGGAUGUUCUCAUUGACAUCGUGUUGCCUUGGAGGUGGUGUGGGAUGUUCUCAUUGACAUUGUGUUGCCUUGGAGGUGGUGUGGGAUGUACAGGACCUCAUAUUGACAAAUCCUCUGCUUAGGCAGUACUGCUCGUCCAUAUACUUGCAUGGUCAUGAUGGACAGGUGGAGCCAAAAACGAAUCAUGCAGCUGUUAGACUGUAUUUCUCAUAAACUAUUAAAUGCACAAGUCUCAGCUAGUGGCUGGGAAUAGGUCAAGGAAGCUGGACAUCUAGUAUGUGAUGUUUCGUGGUGUAGGAUAUUUAGUCAUGUUCUGAAUUUAAGAUGUUCUCUUGGUUUAGGUCUAGAAUGUUUUUAUGGCUAAUGGCCGCUCAAUAUAAUGAUGUCCUUCUCGACCACAUACUGACAUGAUGACUCUGGUGUUUUCCUGAUACGAUCAUCAACAGGCACAAACUCUCUUGUUCAGAUUUAGGAAUCACCAUGUAUUAAGAGUGUUUACUACAUAUUCAUUCUUUUACUGAAUAGGGAUCCGCUUAAUGCUAUUCGAAGUAACGCUAGGUGUUGUAAUGCCUUUAAUUGCUUAGAAAAAGUGACAAACAGGCCUUGUUGAAUUGUGACUCUCUUAAAGAGAAUUAUGGGAGUUUUAGGCUAAAUGAACGCCUAUGCUUUAGUAGCUGAACGAUCACAGCUCCCAUCAUCUCCAGCCAUCCUCUUAAACGUGAUUAUGUAAACCGACAUCCAUCUUUAACUAGGAAUCAUUGCUCUAUUUCACACACAAGGGUGUUUUAUCAAGUUCCCAUCUUCUGUACCAUAAAGAACAGGCUGGAAAUUAUCCUUCCUACUGACACAAUGAGUAGUGGGUGAGGAAGCCUUUUCUUUCCCUUCUCGUAGUUUGAUAUCCUGCUAUGGAAGGAUAUUUCAGCUGUCCAUGCAGCAGGGAAAGUUUAUAGAUCCGGAAAGAUGUGUCCUAACCGGGUGUCGAGGCUUGGAGAUCUUAUUACUUACCGGGUAUCAUUUCUUUAAAAUUUGUGAUUCAUAGUCCUCUCUGUACAUGAUGAUGCAGCUUAUGAUAAGGUUUCUAGCUGACUUUGCUAUAAAAAAGGUUACACAAUGUGCAAUGUUUGAUGAUUCACCAUCAUGCAAUACAGUUGACUUAGAUUUUAUGAAAUAAAGUGUGAUGAUAAUCUGAUAUUAUUAUUAUUAUUAUUAUUAUUAUUAUUUAUAUAGUGCCAGCAAAUUCCGUAGCACUGUAUAUGACCAGUUUGCAAUAAAGUAAUGACCAAAAACUAUUUUUUGUUCAUUUAUUUUCUUUGCACGGAAGAAUAAAAAGUUUUUUUUGUUUGUUUUUUUGUUUUUAUUGUACAAUUUUUAAAUUACCCAUGCUGGUACUAGAGGGUUGUUUUACUGCAUUAUUAAACCAUAAGCGCUUCCCUUCCUACAUUCUCCGUUGAUUGCAAGCCUUUGUGGCUACAUGUUCAGAUACAUUGCAUUGUUUGUGCUUUCGGUCUUCCUGUAUAGCUCUGCAGAAUAUUUGACACUUCUAGAUAAUGACGACGAUGCCUCUAACCUUUCUGGCAAAUAAUAAUAUUUUCUGUUCUCUGGAAAAUUAAAAUUUGAUCAUCGCUGAUAGGACCGAUGGACCUGUUACAUUAAACACUGCACUAAGCAUCAGAACCAUAACAGUAUUUAUUCAGUGUGUUUUGAGUGGACACUUUGUCUGCCUUAGUACUUUCAUCUCAACCUCUAACAAAUUGUACCGCUGAUGGGUGCAGAAACCUUUUUAAAUUAUUUUUUUUAGGUGUCUGAAUUGUCCUAAUUGAGUAAGUACAUUGUCCAAGGGAAUGCAUGCUUGGGGAAACUAUAAAAUACUUUAAAGAUAAGGCGUCCUGAAAUGAUACAACUUUUGAAGAAUUCCGGCUCUCAUUGCACUGGCUGAGUGUGAAGGGAGUCGUAAUUUUUGAUGGACAUUUUGAAAUAUGAUGUAUAUUGGUUUGUGAUGCAACCUGACGGUUAAACCAGGGGUUGAAGAAUAAGGGAUUCACUUGGCUGGCGGAGGAUGAUGUGAUUUACAGUCAUACAUUUAUUUUUUUAAUGCUGGAGGGGGGAUUUGGUCGUGUGAGGCGAUCUCUUCCUCCAGCUCUAUAAGUGGUUAAACCAUUUGUAAUGUUUCCUUAUCCAUCUGGAUAGAGACAGCUGUCUGUUUCCUCUCUGUCUUUUUUUUUUAUUUUUUUUUUUUAUGUCUGUUAAGUACGGGAGGGGGUUGCUACCCCUCCUGCCUAUUGCUCCGAUUUGCAGGACAUUGUCCUCGAGGUCCAGGCGUCUGCAGCUUAGACAAUACUUAAACGUUUGAAAUGGAGAGCCAUGUGUUUUCAUAUUGAGAUUACUCAUUCUCCUGUCUGGUUUCAUUAUUUAAACCUGAUUUAUAAACAUACAGGUUGUAAAAGGGGAAUAUUCAGCAGGGAUAGUCUUGGUUUCCACAGUGACUGCGCCACUUCUAGAACAUUUAGAUUUAUAGCGGUUUAUGAAUAACGACCAGGAGAUGUGAAUAUUGCAUAUUGUAUUCUGUACAACUGUGACACGUCUGUGGGGUGGAAAGCAAAAUAAUAAAAAGGAGCCAACACGCUAAAAUACAUUAUACUGCUUCUCUUUUUUACAUUAAUAAACCUAAAAAAAUAAUUGGAUAUUGUAUUCGGUGCUGCAGAGCCAUGAAGUUUGCUUCGGACAUUGCAUGUUGAUGACAAGAGGUCACACAAACAACUUUCUUGACAAGUUCAUGAAGGAGUUACACUGAGUAAUAAUUGGAAUGGAUUUAGUAAUUAAGGCAAAUCAGCUCCUAAAAGACAAUCUAAUCUCACAGUAAUGGUUUAAAAUGGGAAACAUUUUAUUUAACUCUUUGAAUUACAAAGUAAUUUUAUUUGUGGCCGAGGAUAUGAGGUCAAAGAUAGAAACAUAGAAUGUGACGGCAGAUAAGAACCAUUCGGCCCAUCUAGUCUGCCCAAUUUUCUAAAUACUUUCAUUAGUCCCUAGCCUUAUCUUAUAGUUAGGAUAGCCUUAUGCCUAUCCCACGCAUGCUUAAACUCCUUUACUGUGUUAACCUCUACCACUUCAGCUGGAAGGCUAUUCCAUGCAUCCACUACCCUCUCAGUAAAGUAAUACUUCCUGAUAUUAUUUUUAAACCUUUGUCCCUCUAAUUUAAGACUAUGUCCUCUUGUUGUGGUAGUUACUCUUCUUUUAAAUAUAGUCUCCUCCUUUACUGUGUUGAUUCCCUUUAUAUAUUUAAAUGUUUCUAUCAUAUCCCCCCUGUCUCGCCUUUCCUCCAAGCUAUACAUGUUAAGAUCCUUUAACCUUUCCUGGUAAGUUUUAUCCCGCAAUCCAUGAACCAGUUUGGUAGCCCUUCUCUGAACCCUCUCUAAGGUAUCAAUAUCCUUCUGAAGAUACGGUCUCCAGUACUGUGUACAAUACUCCAAGUGAGGUCUCACCAGUGUUCUGUACAUGAGCACUUCCCUCUUUCUACUGCUAAUACCUCUCCCUAUACAACCAAGCAUUCUGCUAGCAUUUCCUGCUGCUCUAUUACAUUGUCUGCCUACCUUUAAGUCAUCAGAAAUAAUCACCCCUAAAUCCCUUUCCUCAUAUGUUGAGGUUAGGACUCUAUCAAAUAUUCUGUACUCUGCCCUUGGGUUUUUACGUCCAAGAUGCAUUAUCUUGCACUUAUCCACAUUAAAUGUCAGUUGCCACAAUUCUGACCAUUUUUCUAGUUUACCUAAAUCAUUUGUCAUUUGGCUUAUCCCUCCUGGAACAUCAACCCUGUUACAUAUCUUAGUAUCAUCAGCAAAAAGACAUACCUUACCAUCAAGACCUUCUGCAAUAUCACUAAUAAAAAUAUUAAAGAGAAUGGGUCCAAGUACAGAUCCCUGAGGUACCCCACUGGUGACAAGUCCAAGCUUCGAAUAUAUUCCAUUAACUACAACCCUCUGUUGCCUGUCACUCAGCCACUGUCUUACCCAUUCAACAAUAUUUGAAUCCAAACUUAAAGAUUGCAGUUUAUUGAUAAGCCUUCUAUGUGCAACAGUGUCAAAAGCCUUACUGAAAUCUAGGUAAGCAAUGUCUACUGCACCACCCUGAUCUAUAAUUUUAGUUACCCAAUCAAAAAAAUCAAUGAUUAGUUUGGCAUGACCUCCCUGAAGUAAACCCAUGUUGUCUCUGAUCUUGAAAUCCAUGUGUUUUUAGAUGUUCAUCAAUCCUAUCCUUUAACAUGGUUUCCAUCACUUUCCCCACUACUGAAGUAAGGCUUACUGGCCUAUAGUUGCCCGACUCCUCCCUAUUACCUUUCUUGUAAAUGGGCACAACAUUCGCUAACUUCCAAUCUUCUGGGACUACUCCUGUUAACAAUGAUUGGUUAAAUAAAUCUGUUAAUGGUUUUGCUAGUACACCACUAAGCUCUUUUAAUAGCUUUGGGUGUAUUCCAUCAGGUCCCAUUGACUUAUUUGUCUUUACUUUUGACAGUUGAAAUAGAACCUCUUCCUCUGUAAACUCACGUGUAAUAAAUGACUCAUUUAUCCUUUUUCUCAACUGAGGUCCCUUUCCUUCAUUUUCUUCUGUAAAUACAGAUGGCCACCCAUGCAUGGUGGGAAAGUUAGUUGAUGUGUGCCGAAAAAGGUGUUUGGGAUGACAUUGUAAAAGAUCUUGCCCAAUGGAAAAAUUUUAGUAUGAAGAGGGAUAAUUAAUUUAACCUCCUCUGGCGGUCUGAUUAUGUCAGUAUUUUUGAAUGUUAAAGCGAUACAUUGUUUUGUAUGUAAAUUUGUUUCAUAUUGUAGGCUUGUAAUUCUUAGGAAAAACUUUAAAUCUGUCCAAACAAGAGUCUAGUAGACAUCCCAGGUAUAAUUAAGUUUGAAAAAUGAAAUCAUAUAUUAUAAUCAAAUAAUGUAAUCAAAACAAAAACACUGAAAUUUGAAAUAUUACUAAUCACUGUAAUACUAGACACUGCAUAUUGGUUUAGUAAACAUCCCAGGUAUGAAGAAUUUUGGAACAUGGGACUGCACAAAGUCCGACAUCACAAUCCGGACAAUGGAACCUGCUUUCCAUUCUGAAUUUUUUUUUACUGUCCUCUCGCUUCGAGCAACAAACCACGCACAUCCUUGUAGGUGCUGACUUUUUAUUGGUUGGUGGGAUGUAGUCCAUGAAGUGACGACCAGUCUGGUUUCCGGGUUGACCACGCCAACAGCACGACGUCCAGCUCUAUUCACAGCCAUUGAUGGUGUUUGGUUGUUCACAAAGAUACGUUCAGCAACUUUCCAAAUGAAGUCAGAAUGAACCACAGGCUUGUCACCACAUUUAUUUUUAUUUUUUUUUACACCGAAUGUAGGCAUUCCACAAGCAUUGCUCAAGAAGAUGCCUGUAGUACUUCUUUUGCGGUUUCCUCAUUGCUGGGUAGAAUGUCAUUGCUUGGUUGGCUCUGUUGACACCUCCUAUGGUGUUAUUGUAGUCUAUCACUACUUGUAUAUUCAUGAUUUCUUUCCCACCUUUUGUGCGUACCAUAACAGUGGAGGUAUUAUAAACUGUACUCAUUAGGCACACAUCUUUCCACAUAACGGUUCCAGAGGCAUCUGUUUUUUUUUUUUUUUUCCAGAAGAAACUCCUAAAGUUCAGGAGACGUAUAAAAGUUGUCAGUUGUUACGCAAUAGCCUUGAUUUUAGCAAUGGCUCAAUGAGUGAAAGAACGGAAGAUGUUGCCAUUCCAUAGUUGCUGUACUUUUUAUUGAAUUUUGUUACUUUUCCAGUGUAAAUGGCUGAAUCCCAAAUGUAGCCAGUUGACUAUUCGAAUAGCACGUAGUAUUUUAUGCCAAAUUGUACUCUUUGAUGCAAUGUAUUGUACCCAGCUGAGCCUUCCCUUGUAGAAUAUUAGACUUUCAGUUAUGCUGAUAUCUCUUUCUGGCACAUAGCUCUGUUGGAAACCCUUUGGAAUUAUUUGAGAUACUUCCCAAAUUUAGUUUUGGUGCAGGAUGAGUAGGUUCAUCGAAUUCUUCAUUUUCGAAAUGUAAAAAUUUCAUGAUCAGGGAAGAUCUGUACUCUGACAUGACCGUACCAAAGAAUGGAGCGACAAGUAAUUUAUUAGUUUCCAAUACCACUUCUGCAGGGGUUUCCCCACCACUCCCAGAAGUAUUGUUGGUCCCUUAAAUUUCCAAAUGUCAUCUUUGGUCACUUGUUCCCACUUUCUGCUUCUUGAAAACUUCUGAGACAGAACAGCUAAUUGUUGCUCUUUAUCCUGGUUUUUCUCAGUAAGUAUUUUUUUUUCAAUAACCUCAUCGGACAGAAAUAAUUUAAAUAUGCCAGGGGGUUGUUGUGUUCAAUGUCUAUUUUCAUACCAUAUGCUCCAGCAAAUGGGAAUCUUAGGGGCUCUCCCUGAUCCAUACCACAGUUAAUAGAACAUCAAGUUCGCACAUCACUGAGCUCAGUCGCUGUCAUCGCUUUCAGUGUUUGACAAAUUUUCCCAUGAAUCACAAUCGCUCAAUUCUACAAGUGAUUCUAAUUCACUAUCGCUGUUUUGUAACUGGUCUAUAACCACUUCUAAAGGGACGCUUUUUGGAUGCCAUGGACAUCCAAGUUUCCAGGCAGAAAGAACGGUAAAAGCGCAGGCAGGACACUGGACAAAGCACUCGGACAAAACUGAGGUGAAAAGGUUUGAUACAGUAAUGUAAUCCUAACAGAUUACACUGUAUUACUGUGGUGUGUUUUGUUUUAUUUAUUUAAUUUAUUUUUAUUUCCCGACUGGUUCUGCCAGGCAGCGCUCGCAGGGAAAGGGAACCCGGAAGUCUGAUGCCGGCAUCGGGCGGAGGACACCAAGGGGCUCGUAGGGACAAGGUAAGUGAUACUACAGUGAAAUCCUGAGCGUGUCUAGGGGUUAUCGCUUUUGGUACUGAAAAUUAACCCAGAGCCACGCUCGGGAUUAACCGUCGGAGAGGUUAAAGGAGAGAUCUGUGUCCAUAAAAAACAUUGCUCAGGCUUUAGCUGUGUGCCUCUAGCUAAAGUGAUGUCUGCUCAUGCCUAGAUACUGACUCUCCAACGCCUAGUGUCCGCCAACGAUCUUAAAGGAAACUGCAACUGUCAUGGAUUCAGAUUGGCUGGGCAAUGUAUUGAAUAAACCGGAGUGUGACCUUGUCAUCCAUACGUUUUGUAGGUGACAGAUCCACUUUAAAAUCAACCAACCGCGUUAAUUUUGCCAAAUGAAAGCCUAGUUAUAAUGGUGUUUCAUGGCAGUAAAUCCUGUCACAAAUGACACUUUUUGAUGAAUAAAUAGGCAGUAAAGCUGUUAUUGACAGUCUGCGUUCUGACGCUGUAAUUGCCUGUGAAUUCUGUGAGCGGAUUCUUUCUGUAAGGGGCCACGUCUCUCUGCUCUGCGUGUCUCUCUUUAUCGCUGUGUGUGCAUAAAGCAAUGUGUCUCUUCUACGUGUCUGUGUGUGGCCUUGUGCUUCUGAGUUGUGGGGGGGACGGGCUGUGUGUGUGUGUUGUCAUGUCUGCUAUGAUGUAAUUAAAGUGUCUUUGCCAAGAUUCAUUGCUAUAUGCUUGAUAAGUUAAAUUUAUACUUUACUGUACGUCCAGUUAAUGAUAUUCCCUGUGAAAAGAUCAUCUCACUAUUUUGGGACUAAAAUAUUUUGGUUCCAUUCUAUGUUAUGGAAUAUUUGAACUUUUUCUUCUUUUUUUUUUUUUCUUUCUUUCUAAAACACCGAUCCCCCUGUUGGGGAUAUUCUCCAUACCAGUUAGUUCAACAUGGUUUACCGUAUGUGUAAAGCUCUCAAAAAGCAUGUUAAGUGGGAGCUGCCAUCCUCCUGUCAUAAGACAUUGAAUUAUGAGGGGUCCUACCAAAAAUGCCUAAAGCCACUUUCUUUUAAUGUUUUUAAAUUAUUUUUUUGUGCUUGGUUUAUUGUUUGAUACAUCAUAUAUUUCAAUAAGAUCAAAUAUUUCCCAUGGUGACAGGAAUACAAGGUUAGAAAUUUUUAUGUAGAACUUUGUAGUUGUCAGUGAGGUAGCAAUUGAAAUGCAGUUAGUAAGAACAUUUUUGUUGCGAACAGGUUCGGGGACAGACCCAGGGCUUUAGCAAGUUUAGCAAGUAGCGUAUGCUGUGCUCCUGGGACACUCCAGAUGUGGAGUGUUAGGUAUGCUAGUUGUUCAGAGUCGAGGUAUAGGGGCAUACAAGAGUGUUUGUGUGCAAUUACGUGCUAGUCCAUGUGUGGCGUUGCGUGGUAGGCAGCGUAUUUGUGCUGUUGCUUGGCAGUCUGAAAUAAAGGCAUCGAUCAGUGCGUCUCGGCUCAGUGGUGCGGGGUAAGUACUUUUUGUGGUCGGAUGGGUGAUAUUCCUCCGAUUUUUGUCAGGUUAUCGGAGAGCAGGUUGGAUUGGCAUCUUAUCAGGAUGGCUGUCAGGCUCCGCCACUCAAACCACUGCUUUCUGUAUCACUUGAAGCACAAAAACAACCAUAUCUUAAUGCAGCAGUUUUGGUGUAUAGAACAUGCCCCUGCAGUCUCACUGCUCAAUUCUACGCCAUUUAGGAGUUAAAUCACUUUGUUUCUGUUUUAUGCAGCCCUAGCCAAACCUCCCCUGGCUGUGACUGACAGAGCCUGCAUGAAAAGAUGGUUUAAUAAACAAUCAGAUCACACCGCACUGCUGUAGGCUCUAGCUGGAAAUUUAGAAAAAGCCCUGAUAGUGGAGCGCUGAAAAAAAAUAGGGUAUGAAAAAUAGGAAACCUAACAACCUAUGCAAUAAUACAUAAAAUAACUAUUAAAAACCCAGAAAAUACAGGAAAAAUCUCAAUUCAAUACAAUAAUGGGAGAAAAUGAACAAAAGUCCAGUAAUGGUGUCCCAAAGAAAUGUGUUAAGUUGUCUACUCCAUCACAUCCAUAUAUAUGUGUAAAAGAUAGGGGGGAAGGGGGUAUCAAUAUACCAUGUACUUUUCAUUUACCACACUGAAGAUUGAUAGUUAAAAAUCUAUUUUAUUCUAACAAUAUUUAAAAAUAUAAUAUAUAGAAGUUCUUUCGGUGUCCCUUUUAGUCCUUAAUUAAAGGGAUUCUCUAGUGCCAGGAAAACAAACCCAUUUUCCUGGCACUGUAGAAUCCUGGAGCACCCCCAUCCCACGUCGCUGAAGGGGUUAAAACCCCCUUCAGUCACUUAACUGAAUCCAGUGCCGAUGUCCCUCGGCGCUGGGUCAGGCUCCUCUCCCGCUGGCGGGGGAGACCUAAUGCGCAUGCACGGCAAUGGCAGCGCUCGCAUUAGGAUCUCCCCAUAGAGAAGCCUUAUUUAACAACUGUAUCCUCCUGGUAGACCGCGUCUAGAAAAGCUGCAAUAAUUGCACUUGCAGGGUUAAGGAUGAUGGGAGUUGGCACCCAGGCCACGUCAAUGGGCUGAAGUGGUCUGGGUGCCUACACUAUCCCUUUAAUAGUAAUUGAAUGACUUUAAACGUCUUCUUAUUGACGUGCAUAUGGGAUCCAAAAAUGUUAUGGUGGCAACUUUAAUGUAAUGUCCCUUUAAUAAUUAUUGCACAAUUCAUUUCUCUUUCUCUGUGUGAGAAGUAUUGACACAGUGCCCCUAAAGCUAGCUCUACGACUGUAUCCUCCUAUUUUUUGCAGGAAGCUAUAAAUACUACCUUUCUUGCCUUUUCCGAUAGAUUUUUCGAUUGAGCCUAGUAGUGUUGGGUGUCUGACAAUUAAAGCUUUGCAUUGUCCCUGGGUCUGCAAGUACCAGGCAUGCGUUGGCAGUAUUUACCACUGAACAGAGGCAGACAAUGUAAUCACUUCUUCACGCAACUAUUGUCUUUAAUUGUGAAAAUGUUUGUUCAUUCACUCGCAAAAGGGCUGUUGUGAUGAGGUCAGGCAUGGGGGGGAGGAUUAGGAGACAGGAAGCCUCUUCCAAUGGGUGUUUAAUGGGCUGAAAUGUGGGUUUAAAAAUAAACUGGCUGUGGGAUGGUUGGAGGAAAUGAAAGGAGAGACAAUAGGACCCCUUUAACCCUUUAUAAUCGCAAACUAUUGAAAGAUCAGUCUCUUAUCGCAAAUACACAACUGGAAUCUUGACUCAUUGACUUUAAACGUCUUCUGUUUGACAUGCAUAUGGAAUCCAAAAAUGUUAUGGUGGCAACUUUAAUGAAUUGUAAAAUCUGUCAAUCACGUGCUUCGUAUUGCUUAAAAAUGUUUAGAUUCCAUUUGGAGAAUGUGUGGGGAUCAAUCCCAGAAUGCAGUGGGUGCAUUACAUGCGGAGGUGAAGCACAUUUCUAUUGAGUAUUAUGGAGCUCUGUCUGUGUUUUUUUUUUUUUUUUUUUAACACUUCAGUAUUUUGAACUGUGCCAAACCAUUUUUUUGCUGAAAAUGAGACCAUUUAGCUGAUGUUCUACAAAUUGAAAUGGCUGGCUGUCAUUCUGGGAUUUGCCACUGCAAGCCACGUGUGCAGAAGACUGAAGAGUUGUCUGGUUGUUUGGGAGAAUGCUUCCUAAAUAAACUUGUUUCUUGUUGUGGGUGUUUUUGUUUUGCUAAAUCAAAGUUUGCUUUGAUAAAAUCCUCAGUUCAGUCCGAGCAUAAACUUCAUUCCUGGCUGCCUGACCCAUUAUAUCUGGCUAUAAUCUCACUUAAAGGGACACUAUACGCAAUGUUUUUUUUCUUUAUUUUUUCCAAGCAGAUCUGUUGGAAUAACCCAGAGCAUCAAACUUUAAUGUACGCUUUAGGCCUACAAUCAAUCUCAAUUUUGGAUCAGUGACAUCUUUUGGAGUCCACAAGGUUCCCAUAAGUCGGUGGGAGGGCUCCAUUUUUAGGCUUGGAUUUUUAAUAUUGUGAUAUGCAAUAGGUGUCUGGCAUUUCAUUGUGCAUGCGCAGGACCUGUGGAAGGCCCUGUGGAAUCUUCUAUAUAACUGUUAUCUUUUGCAUUUAUAUUGAGCAUAAAGAGGGCAAGCCUUCUUACAUGCGUGAGCGCUCAAUGGUGACAUGGUGUCAAAUCUACUUUAAACCAGUUUUAAAUAAAUCUGCAUUGUGAUUUUGUCUCUCAUAGACAACCUAGUGAUAUGUGUACAUGUCUGACCACCUACAAUGAUGUAUUUUAAUGGAGUUAAUCAGUAAACCAUUAUUUGCUGCUAAAAUAUUGGGGCUACCCCACGUUAACCACUUGUCUGCUGUACUCUGUCAUUGUGACUCUGAACAGGUGACUAUGGCCCUGGUGUGAGAGGCGAUCAGCUAGCUGUGAAACGUACACCUGUUGCCGUUAUUGACGCAGCUGUCUGUCUGUGCACCAGCUGUCAAUGGUUGUCCAUAGUGUUUUUCCAAAGACUGUGAGCAGAGAGGAUUCUGGGAGAGGCUGUGCAUACAGCAAGGUCUAGGCUGCUGAUUGAAGUUGGCUGUAGGCACAUGGGUGACUGCUAAAAUGUAAGUGCCAAGGCAGCUGUCAACCGUGUUUGUUCAAUUGGACGCUUCCUUUAACUUUGUUACAAAUCGACGUCCUGCCCUUAGCAGCUGUACGGUUUGCAUAGGAAAAAGCAUUCGAUGUUUAGGUUUACAUAGCUUAUCGAAACAUAGCUUAUCGAAAAAUUUAUUACUGUGGCAGAUUUAGAAACAAACUUAAAUGCAAUGGGAGAACUGUGACCAUUGUGUUUUUUUUUUGUUUUUUUGUUUUUUUUAUCAGACCGUCUUGUUUUAGAGAUUUAUUAUUUACAAUAAAACUCACACUAUAAUUCAUAACGUUAUGUUUGUGGAAUCACAGGUGUAGAAUAAUACGUAGGUUUUUUUUUUUUUUUUUUUUUUUUUUUUUUUUUUUUUUUUUUUUUUUUUUUUUUUUUUUUUUUUGAUCUAUCAUAGUUCCCUUUUUAUGGAUGAAAUAUUUAUUUUAUUCGCUUAAAGUCGUGGUACUUCGGCCUUGAUUUAAUAUUCUUUGUUAAGCUUUCCUAUCAUUUAAUGUUUUGGGCUAAUCAUUUUUUUAAUUUUAUUUCAAUUCUUCAUUUAUGAGUUCAAGGAUUCAGUAGUAAGAGAGUAUAAAGUGACAUAUUACAGUGACAAACCUCACAAUUCCGUACAUUUAAUUGGUUUUGCAUGGUCUCGUACAUGGGGUGAUAGUCAAGUACACUGCAGGCCAAACUGCGAUCUUCAUGUCUGGCUGUACUUAAGUCGUCAUAAAGAGCCACAACUUCUAUUGGCUUUCUCCCAAACUUUUUUUUGUUUUUUUUUUAUAUAGGUUUUAUGAGUAGAAAUAGUAGGAAACAGAAGAGAAAGAGAUGUGGACAGGUACGAGGAUGAGAAAAAGGUUGAGUUAAAAGUAGAGCGAAGGUAAAGACGAGAGAGAGAGGGAGGGGGGUGGCAGGAGGUCGAAGGGGAGGGGCAAGUGCCAGUUUGGUAGUGAUUGAUGGUGACUCCUACAUGGGUGCGCGGAUUCCGUCUUUGCUUAUGUGUUCCCACGUCCGUCUUAGUAGUCUUCCCAGGGUUACCAUAUCUAGCUAAAUGUGGUGUAUGUGUUUCGUACAUGGGCCGUCAUUUUGUCCAUUAAGUAGUUGUCCUUCAUGUUAGCGAUAACCUUGUCCAUUGAUGGUGUUUCUAUACUGAGCCACCCUUGUGCUAAUCUGUCCUUGCUGCUCGUGUAACCUUAUUGACUAAUUUCUGUUCUCGUAUUGUCAGUCCAUCUAAUGGUUUGACUAGAAGAUGUGUACAGGGAUCUUUACUGACCGGUAUGUGUAUGAUGUCCCCUAAGAGUUUUAUUUUAUUUUUUUCUAUCUUUGUCCAGUAUCUGCCUACUUUGGGGAAUCUCACCACAUGUGGAUAUGCAUCCCUUUUGCCCCGCAACCCCGCCAACAAACAUCUGUGGGAGUUUCCCCCAUUCUCUAAUUAUUUAACAGGAGUGGUAUACCACCUCAUGAGCGUCUGUUCCUGCAAAGUCACGCAUAUAGAGACCUCAGCUGGUGCCUCCCAGAUGUCUUGCCAGUUCCCACCCUCUAACGUCGUCUGUAAGUCCGUUUCCCAUUGUGUAAUGUAUGUAAGAGUGUUUUCGUCUUCGUCUGUCAGAGUGGGCUAAACUUUUAAAGGGGUUUGAUAUUAAAUGCAUGAGACUCACUUUAAGUGUGAUGCUCUUUGUUUUACUCUGUUAUAUAACGCAGGGUCAUGUAUUUGGAAUCUGCUCUGCGUUCAGUAUUUUGUUUUUCUUCUUUGUUUAUAUAGGACGUUCUAUGACUUGUUUAAUCCUUUUACAGUCACUUUGCACUGUCUGAAGGUGUAUUAAUCCGUGAUCUUUGUUCUAUCAAGCUGAACUGAAAGCUUUAUUUUUUUCUGUUUACACGUUUUUUUUUCAAAAAAAAAAUUAAAAAAAGAAAGUCGUCAUCAAAGCAGGAAGGAAGGACAUAAAAAUAUUUGGUAAAUUCUUUCUCCGGUCUGUUGCUGGAUUAGAAGGGGGGAGGGUUGUUCUGAGAGGGGGUUUGCUCAGUGACCUUAAUUAAGCCUAGUAAGGACUGAGACUCCAUACUACUCAUUAGUUUCGCUGUUGUUUUAGAACUGGCUUUCUCGCCCAAUUUACAGCCAGAGAUCCCUGUGGUUCCCUGGUAGAAUUAUGGUUGCGCAGUAUAGCCUGGUGUCUCUGGGUGGGAUUGGCAGCUGUUUUGCAGGCUAGACCAGUGGGACCUGGGAUGUUUGGGAGAGAGAAUUUGUGUUACAUGUGUAUCGUUUCCUUAGAUUAUAAUACCAUGGUUUGUUUUCAAUGUGCGUUUCCUUUAAGGAAGCUGUAACUGUAGUACAAUAAACACUCUGCAUGCAAGGUGUGUGUGAGCUAGAUCGAGAGAGAUAUAGAUAUCUAUCGAUCCCUUGACUUCCAGCUGAGGGAUCUCUUAUUUAAACCAACCAAUUGAGUUGGUACAUCGCAUGAUUUAACUGCUUUUAUGCCGGUUGGUUGUUGAAGUGUCGUGGCUGCCUGCUAGGUAGUGUUAUAAAAUGAUGUUGCUUUAAGUUUAACAUUCUUAAAAUCCAUUCUGCAAAACCCCUUUAUUAAACUCUACCCAGUAUCCAAGAGGUUUCCAUUGCACUGCAGAAGGUGGAAGAGCUGGUUCAGUAAAAAAAUUAUCACCAGCAGUUGCCUGUGGCCUAAUGACCUUCAAUGGCGACCUACUGAAAUGACCUCGACAUCUGUCUAUUUUGGGUCCCAACCUAGUGAUUAAGAAGCAUUGUUCUAGGUUAUGUAAUGUAUCUAUAUGGAUAAAUGUGCAUAUUUAAUUUUUAUUUUUUUUCCAUUGUAAUCCCCAUUCCUGAACACAUCCUCGUGCCUCCGCGUUCCCAAGACACUGUCUCUUUGACUUUCACAGUUUAUUGUGAUUUGAUUCAUAUUUCCGAGUCAUGUCAAAUCAAGUCUGGUUUCCGUGUUAUGACUUCAGCACUUUCCGGCUGCUCUAAUGCUCCAUAACCUAUUAACCCUUUAAAUGGUUUUUAGCCUGUCACAAGACUCUGCAGCGUUCAAGCUGUGUUCCGUCAGUUUCACUUGGGGACAAAACUCCAGGUAUGAAGGGCAAAGAAACCCGAAUAAAAAUCCUGUAGGAUGAUGUGCAUUCUUUAGAGAUGCUGCAUUUGGCGGGGGGGGAGAGCGAGAGAGAGAUUGCAGUAUAUGGUGCAGGUGCUGCGAUGUAUGGCAGUGGAGGUUGCGUGGGUGGUAGACACUUCUAUCCCCAAGUGGAAGUCAGUAGGUAGCUUGUGGUUAUACCUGCUCCCCCUAGAAGUAUACCAGUGUAUUGCCCCUGCUGACCACUGCAGGCUUUCGCCCACACUCUGUUAGCACCUCUUAUUUCUGAACCUUCAAACCAGGGUUUGGGAAUUAGAAAGGAUUUAGGGGAUUGCCGGCCAGUCUGUCGGAUUCCGUCUGAUUGCUUUUAAGUUUUUCCAGAUAGACAAAGCCUCCUAGCAAACGUGCUUUCAGUGUGAUGAGCGUUACACCAGACGCUGUGUGACAUGAACAGGGUUUGUAAUUCUUUUCUGUGCACACUGCGCUGCAUUGCAAAUAAUCCUGGGGGGUACUAUAGUAUGUUUUAAUAAGUUCAAACUGGGUUGUGUACUUUACAGAAUAUUUCCAGCCUUAAGGAACACUCACACCUUCUCCUCCGUCACAUCUAGUCGCUCUAGUGGGCGAUAAAUGGCGGAGGGACCACCCUUACCUCGAAUGAAAACAGGCAUGCUUUUAUUGUCUAAAAUCAGCAUGUGUGGUUUGUGUGUGGUUUUUUUUGUUUUUGUUUUUUUUUAACCCAGACAUUCAGUCUGUGCCAUGGAAAAGACCAAACCUUGUUUUUAUUUUUUUUUUUAUUUUAAGGUUGUUUCAAAUCCAUAAACAGUGUAGCAAUUGUUGCCUUUCUGUAUAGUCAAUAUUUCUUUUUAAGGGGGCAAAAAUAAUUGGAAAGAUUACAUCCUUUUUGGCUAUUCACCCUCCCCCCGGGAAACGCAAUAUAUUGCAGUAGAAAUGGUUUAAAAUGUAAUUCUGUGUUUAAAACCGUACAAAACACAUUUAUCCAUAAUAAAUGAUCAUGCUGAUGUGCAGAUUGUUUGGGUUCAGGGUGCCCUGAUGGCAAUGAUUAAUCAGCUGGGUGCAUUUAAUGUUCAAUCCAUCAUACAGAGCAUGGCUGGCUUCUAGUUUGUUCCUGGCAUUAACUUGGAGAACAUGUAAAUUAUUUUCUGUACACAGAAAUGAGUAAAGCGUCCAGGACCGGUUACCUUGAAAUUAGCUGCCAGUAAUCUGGUCAUAAAAUAGGUUUUCCGCUUGUGAGUGAAAUCUGGGGGGCGUGUGGGAGGGAGUUUUUUGGAGAGUGUGCAUGGAGGAUGUCAGGGUUAGUUUGUGUUAAUAAUCUCACUCUAAGUGGCCUAAGCAGUGUGGAGCUACAUGCUUGGGAGGCAAUCAGAUGGAGAUAUGGCAUAUUGUUGCCUGGUUACGUCAUUGGUUAAUAAGUGGGUGCGAACUGACCGUGGCUGCUUUGUAAAUUGAUCACUCUGUGCCUACUUCCACCAUAUCUGCCUGGAUUCCUAGCCAAUCAGCCUCCAUCAUUAAAGCGUUGCAGGGUGUCAGUAUUUGGUAUUGUGGGUCAGCCAUUGGCAGGAGUAGACCAGUGGCCAUAUGGUGUGUUAAGGUGCCAUGCACACGCCCUAACUUGCCUCUACAUACAUGCUAGACAUUGUUACUUGCUGGUAAAUGAAGGAGUGUUUAUCUGCUGAUAUCUACUGCGUGGGAAACCUAAUUUAAUUUUUGUUCUUGAUAUAAUUCGGUGUCUCCUGUCUGCACUUUUUUACAGGACCUGUAACCGGUUUUUGAGAGCCAUCAAGGAAAACCUCUUGUUUCUCCCUUCUUCCCAUCCGCUCUCUCUCGCUUUUAUCUCUGAUCUUGUCACCUCCGAUUAAACUAGUCAACUGCUAAAACAAGAGACUGCUGGGAUGUAACCAGAUAUAAAUGAUUCAGCCCGUGGGAUGUUUCCAGAACUCUGGAUUCUAUAAAUCAUUAUCAGCUUUUAUUUAUAUAGCCCCAACGUUUAAACAUGACGACACGGCCCCCAUUUUUAUAUAUCGCCAAGUUGUAGAUAACAGGCUAGAUACACCUGUUUGAUAUGGGGGCACUGCCCAACGUAUUCUUUACUGUAGAACUUGAUGGGUAUUUUACAUUAUUUGAAACGUUUUGUGCAUCCUUUUUAUUUUCCAGUGUAAAGUUCUGAAUGGUGUGAAUUGUGCGGGCAGGUGGCAAAAUAUUGGAUGAAGUUUUAAAAAAAGAGAAAAAUCCCAGCUUCUGAUUCCUUUGUAAUCAUUGGUUUAUGUCCCUGUGUCAUUGUCUUUCUUGGUGUCCCCUUUUUGAUUUGAGGCAACCACAUCUCUUUUGCUCAUAAAUGAUGGUACUUGUUUUUAAAGGGACACUGCAGGCACUGUAACCACUGUAGUCAAUUAUACUAUUACAGCUUAUUGUGAUUUUAGGUGCUGUGCCGACAGUUUUUGUCUAACCGUUCUACAAUAAGUGUCUUGACAAAAAAGAGGAUUCCUUUGUACCCAAAGAACUCCCUUUCGGAUUAAUGCCCAAAAGUGCAACUGAGUUCUAGUAUUACAUUGUAGGGGGAAAAAAAAGUAUUAAACUGUUUAACGAAUGGAUACACAAAGCCAAUAUGGUUCCAGGGUUUUAUUUAGAGGCCAUAAUCCACUAGGAGAGAACAUUUUAGCUUAAAGACAAAACAUUACUUUAUUUGUGCCCAUUCUUUCUACAAUUCGCCCGUUCAGCUUGUGGUGGGGAGAGUGCGAGUGGUCCUACGUUUUGAUAUAGGUUUGUGUAGGGCUUGCUCUGCUUGUUUGUUAUAUAAAUCUUUUAUAGCAGAAAGUAGUGUGAUGUCCACUUUUUUCUAUAGCUCGUUCCCACCUCUGAACCUACUGGAAUCCGCUUUCCAAAUGUCCAUGGGAGCCGAGGUGUGACUGUAUGAAUUCUUCAAUUGUUUAUUUAAAAAAUAUGGAAAAAUGAUUUAAACAAAUGUGGAAUUGGUGUUUACUGAAUCAACGCCCAGUGGAAAAUGAGCAGUAGAGCGGAAGUUUUGGAUCUGGGGACGAGCUGCUGAAAUAAAGUCACAGAACUGGUGAUAAGACUUUAAUUUGCAGGAGAUUUACAGGGGGUCAUUUUGCUAAAACCCCAAAUAAGCAUCCAUGGGCACUGCAGUUUGUGUCGAGAUGGGUAAGAACAAUGGGAGUUGUAGCUCUCUGCGUUGAGAUUUCUGAAGGUCGCUGACUGCUCUUGGUUAGAGUACACCGCGAUUUCCUGAAAACACGGUCUCUUUGUGUAAACCACGUUUUUAGGUGUUGUUUGUGAUCACGUGACUGCUGUAUACGGUGAUGUCAUGUCUGCGGCUCUCAGGCACACAGCAAAAUCAUCCACCACCGCCCCCUCCAGAAUAGCUAAGCCCUAAUAAGCCUUCUAUUGUCAAAGAGCCAGAUUUGUUGUGUCAAAUUCUUUUUUUUUUUUUUAAAUUUUUUUUUUUUUUUUUAACCUGUGUGCCCCUGGGCAAUACCCAUCAGUAAUCUGCAAUGCUUUGUAUUUGCCAGUUUACGGACUCUAUAAUAUGCCCAAGCCUUAUUGCACUGUACUGUGCAGGUCGUGAAGAAGAGGUUAAAUAGAAUUGCCCCCCUCCACCCUCCACAUUGUGCUUUGUGAGGAUUAACGGACAGACAGGGAUUUAGUCUCUGUACAUCGAAGAUCCCCAUUGAAAGAGCUGCACGUGUCAUUUAUUUCCACCUAUACUUGGUCAUGACAGCAACAAUUGCUUAAAGGGUAGAUGGUGCUUGACAUGCGUAAAUGUGUGAUUUAGGGGUGGGCUAGCUUUGGAGGCUCCCAUUGUGUUUCGUACAGAUGAGGGCAUGACCUUGUCCCCUUUCUGUAUGAAGAUAAUUUGUUGCGCUCAGCCUUUUUUUUUUUUGUGCAGACUGGAAAUCCUACGGGAAAAGCUGAAUGUAAAUCGAAAAAAAAAAACUUAAGCAAUUUAUUUUUUUCUUCAUUUUCUAAAUCUCUAAACUAUCGUAAUUACACGACACAGUCCAAGUUACAGUGACUGAUCUUGUUGAUGCAUCACCAUAACUUCACCUUAAUCACUAUGUGUUUUUGUUACUUUUGGGACCUAGAUUGUGCUGGUUCUAAAAGCAGAAUCAAUGUGUUGGUUUUGUUUCUUUGGAUAUUUGGAUUCACCCACCAGAUCAGAUCUCUGCCAUAGACUUGCCUUAGAAGUGGGAAUCUUUGUGUUAAGUGCUACCCUCUGGCAUCGACAUCAUAAAUUCAGGCUUGUGCCGGGUGGAAUAUUUUUGUAGACAUUUCAAUUCCAUAAUUUUAGAGCCAAUGACCGAUUUUUGUCCUGAGACUCUGAAGUUGGGAUGGAGGUAUAGAGACUUCAAACAUGGUGCCUGUGUAGAAACUGUGGGGUAAUAAAUAACUGGUGACCUGCAUAGUUCAUAUAUCCUUUGUUAUAUAUGUGUAUACCUCACUGACAGAGUUAAUGUUGACUCUUUUUCAUGUCUUGUCAGUGACCGAUAUCGUAUGGGACUUGAAUCUGUAAUUUUUUAAAAAUAUUUUUUGGUGUAGUUAAUGCUUUUCUGUCACUGUUUGAAUAUUUUUCACAUUUUGCGUAGAAUGUUUCCCCCAUAUAGAUUAAUUUGCUGCCGGAGGAAGUAAGGGUGGAGGCCUUAUGUGAGAACAGACUGAACUAGAUCUACACAUGUCAUAUCACUUAGCGACGGCAGGCUCUGUCAUUUUCCUUUCAAACAAUGCAGGAAAAUCGUCUCUGGAUCCAGUCGUUACAGUGGAAACAUAUUGUGCCGUCAUUUGUGUUGAUUUUGCCAAGAAUCCCUUCAAUAACCCCUUAUUAUAAUUAACUCUUUCAAUACCAGAAUCUCGUGUAAACUUUUUUUUUUUUUAGUUUCAUGAAUUUUACUGAAUAUAAUCUAGUCCAUAAACCCUCACUCACCCUCAUGUAUACUCUAGUUCUCAUUACCAACCUGUAGAGGAACACAUUUUUCUGACAGAAGUCACUAGUCACAGAUGUAAUAACUUUAAAGUUGUGAAAAAUGGCAUCUCACCCUCCACAUUCAACCGGUACAGGAAGUGUCAUUGGGCCAUACCAUUCUUCCAGCCAGAAAGAGGGAUAUGAAUGGACUCUACCAUGUCACUGUCCGGAUUACAAUAUCAGUCUAGACUCUAAAGAUUGAUUAACAAAAGUGCUAUAACUUUUUUAAAUACCUUUUUAUUUUUGAAGUUGUAUUUUUGUUUUUCUACUAACAUUUCUGUGUGAAAUAUUGAAAGAUAAAGGACACUGUAUACUGUCAAACUUCAUUUCCCAAAUAUUUCUAUAAGGCUGAACAAAUAAAUGGAAAAAUAAAUAAUUGUUUACAUUUUACAAAUUUUUACAUUUAUCUACAAAGCAAUACAUGCAGAAAAUAGCUGUUUUUAUGCUAGUUCCGUAUCCCUUGUUAUCAAUAAAUGAUUUGCUAAUUUUUUUUCGAUCAAACAAUGCUCAGUAGUGAAGGGGUUAAUACGGGGAAGUUAAAGAUCAGAUCAUUUCUCUGGUAUUUCUCGAAAUUAAAAAGGGUUUUGUGUGUAGGAAGAAAUUACUUUCAGUAAUCUGUAUCAGUCAGUAAUCUGUAUCAGUCAGUAAUCUGUAUCAGUCAGUUCUGCUGAAGAUUUAAGUGUGCCACAUUUUCAAGUUGGAAAAGUUUUUUUUUUGUUUUUUUUUUGUUUUGUUUUUUUAAAGUAGGGUUAGACAGCCUUCAACACUCCAGAUGUUGUGGCCUACAUCUCCCAUGAUGCUUUACCAGCAUUGUAUAAUGUAAGGGCAUUAUGGGGGAUGUGGUGCACAACAUCUGUGGUGUUGAAGGCUGUGUACCCCUGUUUUUAGGCAACACUACAGCCCACUUUUUAAACUGUUCCCACGAAACGGUUCAAUGAAAUUGUAAAUCUUUUCAGUAAAACAUUCACCUAUAAUUUGUGUUAAUCUCUCUUCAUGUUAUGAUUUGUUAUCUUUUAAAUUGAUAUUUAAUUGUUAAAUCUAGGGAUAAAUAAUCCUAAUAUGUAGUACAUACUGCGUAGAUUUUUACAUUUUCUGCAGACCGGCUUUGCUCUAUAGUAGGGGUUGCAAACCCAGUCCUCAAGUACACCCUACCAGUCCAGGAUUUAGGGAUUAACCUACAUUUGCAAGAAAAACCCUUUGGAAUGAUAUGGAUUUCUGCACAAAUUUGUCAUAAAAUGUGAUCUGAUCAUCAUCUAAGUCACAGCAAUAGACAAUCACAGUCUGCUUAAACUAAUAAACACACAAAGAAUGAAAUGUUGCCAUGUUUUUAUUGAACACACCAUGUAAACACUCACAGUGCAGGUGGAAAAAAUAUGUGAACGCUUGGAUUUAAUAACUGGUUGAACCUCCUUUGGCAGCAAUAACUUCAACCAAACGUUUCCUGUAGUUGCAGAUCAGACGUGCACAACGGUCAGGAGUAAUUCUUGACCAUUCUUCUUUAUAGAACUGUUUCAGUUCGGCAAUAUUCUUGGGAUGUCUGGUGUGAAUCGCUUUCUUGAGGUCAUGCCACAGCAUCUCAAUCUGGUUGAGGUCAGGACUCUGACUGGGCCACUUCAGAAGGUGUAUUUUCUUCUGUUUAAGCCAUUCUGUUGUUGAUUUACUUCUAUGCUUUGGGUCAUUGUCCUGUUGCAACACCCAUCUUCUGUUGAGCUUCAGCUGGUAGACAGAUGGCCUUAAGUUCUCCUGCAAAAUGUCUUGAUAAACUUGGGAAUUCAUUUUUCCUUCAAUGGUAGCAAUCCGUCCAGGCCCUGACGCAGCAAAGCAGCCCCAAACCAUGAUGCCACCACCACCAUACUUCACAGUUGGGAUGAGGUUUUCAUGUUGGUAUGCUGUGCCUUUUUUUUCGCCACACAGUGUUGUGUGUUUCUUCCAAACAACUCAACUUUGGUUUUAUCUGUCCACAGAAUAUUUUGCCAGUACUGCUGUGGAACAUCCAGGUGCUCUUGUGCAAACUGUAAACGUGCAGCAAUGUUUUUUGUUUGGACAGCAGUGGCUUCCUCUGUGGUAUCCUCCCAUGAAAUCCAUUCUUGUUUAUUGUUUUACGUAUUGUAGAUUCGCUAACAGGGAUGUUAGCAUUUGCCAGUGACUUUUGUAAGUCUUUAGCUGACACUCUAGGAUUCUUCUUCACCUCAUUGAGCAGUCUGCGCUGUGCUCUUGCAGUCAUCUUUACAGAACGGCCACUCCUAGGGAGAGUAGCAGCAGUGCUCAACUUUCUCCAUUUAUAGACAAUUUGUAUUACCGUGGACUGAUGAACAGCAAGGCUUUUGGAGAUACUUUUAUAACCCUUUCCAGCUUUAUGCAAAUCAACAAUUCUUAAUCGUAGGUCUUCUGAGAGCUCUUUUGUGCGAGGCAUCAUUCACAUCAGGCAAUGCUUCUUGUGAAAGGCAAAUCCAGAACUGGUGUGUGUUUUGUAUAGGGCAGGGCAGCUGUAACCAACACCUCCAAUCUCAUCUCACUGGCUGGACUCCAGUUGGCUGACAUCUCACUCCAAUUAGCUCUUGGAGAUGUCAUUCGUCUAGGGGUUCACAUACUUUUCCCACCUGCACUGUGAAUGUUUACAUGGUGUGUUCAAUAGAAACAUGGCAACAUUUCAUUCUUUGUGUGUUAUUAGUUUAAGCAGACUGUGAUUGUCUAUUGCUGUGACUUAGAUGAUGAUCAGAUCACAUCUUAUGACCAAUUUGUGCAGAAAUCCAUAUCAUUCCAAAGGGUUCACAUACUUUUUCUUGCAACUGUAUUUUGUCUAAAAAUAAAAUAAAUUUUAUUUUUUUUUAAAUUUUUUUUUUUAAAUAUCCAAAAACUAGGUAAUCAAUAAAUCCUGGACUGUUGAGGGUACUUGAGGACUGGGUUGGGAACCCCUGCUCUAUAGCCUCUCCACGCAAAAGUUCAACUAACAUGAAUGGUACUGGGCUCUCGAAUAUUUUGAGGUCUUCACAAAUGUUUUGCCUUAGUUCUCCAAACCGUUAGCUGUGCAUUUUCCCCAGUUAUCAUUAAAUUUUUGAUAAAUACCCACACAACUGAUUUUCGAAAUAGACUGCCUGCCAUCUCUACCUUUAACCCCUUAAGGACCAAAAUUCGGGAAUAAAAGGGAAUCCUGACACAUGUCAUGUGUCCUUAAGGGGUUAAAUCUAUUUUAACCCUCUUCUUGUCUGAGAGAGCCCCUCACCCUCAGCAACUGUGGUCAAAGCUUCAAGUCGGGAGGUUUCACUGUGUGACUGCUUGGAAUUUCUGUUAAUGAAUAUAGCCCUGUUUUUAUUAAAUUGUAUCUUGCUUCCCUGCCAAUGUUUCCUGUACUAAGACAGAUGGGGGAUUCCAGUAUUCAUGUAGUGAUUUUAUAAGGUUUAGAACAGCUGUGAGGAAAAGUUAUCUCUAACCCUCCUUAUCUCCCUCUAUACACUAUCUGUCAUUGGAACCUCCCAUGGUGUCCGACAGACAUUUAGCCCAUGGUGUGCCACACUGCUCACCUUGUGUUCACCAACCUCCUGUUUUUAACUUGGAACCAUUGUAUCAGAAUGCUGUAAAAGGUUCAUCCACUCUGGACAUUUUCUUGGGCUAUGGAACUGGCUUUCAAUCAACGUAGUGUUAUUUUUGUAGCUCAGAAAAACUGUCAAUGUUGAAAUUUGGCCUUGAGUCUUUCAUAUAUUUUGAUUGUGACUUUCUGUGAAAUAUAAUUCAUUCAGAAGGUGUAAUAUUAAACUGUCACUUUAAAUAACUGGGGGUUGUGGAUAAAAAUGAUGGCAUUUAGUGCACAUGUGCCAUGAUCUUAUGUUUAAAACUGUUAUUCCUUAGUUUUUAUAUUGGUGACUUUUUACUGCCUUUUCUGUAAUGGACCAAAUAAUUUCAUAUAGAACUAGGAAUUAUUCCUCAAACCGGAACACUGUGAAAGCUUUUUAAUUGUCUUGGAAAACUGCUACAGUGGCAAAAAUAAUUGUAGUAGAAAGCGGCAUUUUGCGGCACCAUAAGCCUGCCUCUUUGACCAUGUGCCUUUUCCUCAGAAAAGACCUCCUUAUCAAAUGUAUGUACAGAGCUCAGCCACUGACAGUACUGAAUCAUCUGAGCUGUAAAACAACCUACAUCAGGAGAGGACGCCCAGGGAGACCGUAAGGAUAUCACUACCAGUUUGUAGUUUUUCUGACUUUACAGGUCACUCAGUGCUUUUGGGGCUGAGACUGUGUGCAUACGUCUGAUAAGGAAGUCUUUCUAGCCUGAGGAGGUGUGGCUAAAGAGGCCGGCUUAUGGUGCAGAUUUCUGCAAAACAUUUAUUUAUUGUGCAAAAACCAUAAAGAUUUCAGCAUGCAAAAAAAAUACAGCAUUCGAAGUCUAAUUUUUAAGGAUUUAUAUACCAAUGGUCACUUAGAUGUAAGCUUAUUUUGGUUAGGGGAGAUAAAAAAUAAAAUAGUUAGUGACAUGACAUAUUCUGUAGUUAAAGUGUAAAUUCAGCAGGAAUCCAGAGGUCGACAUGCAAUCUGGUUGCUUGAAUGUUCCUUUCUCUGGAGGGAUAUUUAAUUAUGCCAUUGUAAUGAUUAUUUUUAGUGCAAACAGACUUGUUUUCUUGCACGCCUGUUUCUGCCGUAACUAUAGUUACUGCAGACUGCCCAUGGUCCACAAGACGUCCUUUUAAAUACCAGUGCUCCUAAUUUUCCAUCCACUUGUUCCAAAGGACAUCAGUUCUAUAAAUAAUAUUCUGUAAGGAUUACAGUAGGGUUUUUUUGUGUUUUUUUUUUUUUUUUUGCUAGACUGGAGAAACUGGCUAUUUCUGCAGUUUCCUCUGGGGUCAGGUGAGCUAACAGUGCCUGGUGCUUUAAGUGUUAAUGGAAUAAAACGUAAAUUGUUUAUUCACUUCAAGUGCAGUUUUGUAAAUAAACAAGCAGAAGAUUUGUACAAUUUUGGUCUAAAUGUUCUGUUUACAUUUUAUUAAAAAGAACCAUUAUAAUUAUCAUAUUAUAAUUUGUAUUAAUCCGUUUCAGCUUUUGAACUGUAAACAUUAAAAUGUGGUGAGGGAGAGCAAUGUAUAAAUGUAGGGUGAUAAUUAAUUGGCUGCAGUGUAUUCAGCUAGUUAUCAAGCCUUGAAUUUAACGGAGUUGCAUAUAUGCAGAGCCAAUCCUCCAGUUUGUCCUAAUUACCUGAUUUUUGCCUUGUCUUGCCCAUGAAUAUUUGUGAGUUAGAAACAUUUGAAGUGUAUCUAAACAGAGAACGGAAUGGCUGCUCGGGCAGUGCUGCUGUUAUAAUUAGUGAAUUGCUAAUGGGUCGCACUAAUUUCAGAAUAAAAUCCGAGCUGCAUUCUAUCAAAGGCAUUUCUUGGCAUGCUUGUGUUUGCAUUUCACUGGAAAACAUGUAAUUUCCAAAAUGCUUUAAUUGCAAAGAGUUUUCCAUUGUGUGUGUGUGUGUUGCACACAGGGCUUUUCAUUUUGCCCAAAUUAUGCAGCAAUGGAAAAAAAAAUGUGAGAAUUUUAAUGAAGUUAUUUAGUGAAUAACUGAUUACAGAUGGUCUCCGAUACGUUGAAUUCUUGCCGUCUUCACUUGCACUUCUGGAUUCUAGUAAAUUCAGUGUCAAUGGCGCAUUUUCUAAAUUAGGGAAACUUGUAACCAGUGAGUUUUCCAAAAAAUGAACCAUGUACACCUUGCACGUAGUCUUAUUGAUGGCAAUGGUGACCUUAUCUGACUUUCUAUUGGUGCCGAUAUGUAUGUCCAUUUCUGAGCUGUGCACUUUUAGUGGCUGUCUUGUGCAGAGCUGUGAUUUUUUUCUAAAUGCCAUCAUGCAUGAGGUGAGAAUGGAUUUAAAUAUGUAUAAUUUUAACUGGCUCCUCGUGUUUCAAAAUUGGAUUGUGGGUUUUUUAUUUUUUUUUAUUUUUUUUUUAAAUUUCCUUUUCGGUAUGUUUUUGAGAGAACUAGACAUUGCAUCUAAUCUGCUUCACCGUACAUUAUCAAUUGUCUUGUUUAUAAUGUAAGAACAGUAUUUCAGACCCAAUGAACAACAUUUAUAACAAAGUGUGAAUGGGAAGAUAUAUAUAAUUUUGUUUAUAAACACCUAGUGCGACAAAGUACCAGUAUGUACUUUAUGGUCUUGGUGAUGUAUAAUAUCUCUUCCCAUUGCUUAUCCAGUCAUCCAAUAUUUUAUGCUGCUUAACCCUUUGAGUGUUUGGGCACAAUCUGCCAUUAAACGUGAUAAAGGGUCAGUCAUAGCACAGAACGUUCCCUGCAGUCUCUCAUUUCCCACCGAGAGUGACUUCUAACUGCAGUUUUCCCUUUUACAAGAACCGUCCAACUUGUGCAUACAGCUCUCCUGGAAAGAGCCAGGGCUGCAGCGAUGCACAUGGGUGGUUAGGGGCUCAGUAAUUGAGAUUUAUUUAAUUUUUGGCCUGAAUUUUGCAAUUCUGUGUUAAGGUCCCUAGAAGUGUGUGUGUGUGUGUUCGGAUUCGUGGCAGUUCAUGACUCAGCUGUAGUCACGGAGCAGCCCAAUAAGCUUAUUCACUAAACCGUUACCUGCAGCACAUGGAAUAUAAAAAGUGAUGCUGAAAUGGCAAAUUUCGAAAAACAGAUAAAUGGGAAUUUUUUUUUAAUUUUUUUUUUUUAAUUUUUUUUACAUUGUCGUUCUUUUGUCCGAUGUGUUUCAGUUGUUUUUAAAUUCACAGUGAAUAAACAUUACGGUGUCAGAUUGGCAGACACAAUGUGAUGUUUGGAGCAGAUCACCUGUCUUUAAUGAGUCCAAUUUCCCUUGCAGGCUGCGCUGUUCUGGCAGUGGAGCUCAGUACAAGCAAUCAGAAUCCAGUGGUCGAGGAAUAUCAAAGUAAGUAAAUGGGGUGACGGCGUUUUAGAUACUGUGAAAACAUUCUGUAAUCCAGGCAAGCACUACAGCACCCAGUAUAUAGUAAAAAUUGAUAGAGCUGAUCUGAGAUCAACAGUUCAGGUUAUGGGGAAGGACUCAUCAAAAUAUAUAUAACCAAAAAUUCCAUAAAUCAAGUGUAACGGAUCCUGCUAUCCCUGUAGGAAAGAUCCCAAUCCCCCAAACAUGAGUAGAGACUUCAUGAAGGGGUAAAACGAUCUGGUUUAAUGCUGACCACAGCUCUGCCUUUUAUGAUGGUCUUCCAGCAAGAAUUACUCCCACAGGGACCUUGUAGAAGACUGUGACAAAUACAGUAACCAAUCAUUUAUUAUUGCAAUAAUAAACACACCCACACAAACAGUGAAAUCCCUCCUCUCUAUCCUGGAGAUAAUUGGCUUAAGUGGCAAGAGUAAACGUAUUUAUCUCCAGGUAGAGAGAAAUACUUUCUUUUUCCAUUAUAACAAAACUGUAUUAAAAUCCAUAACUUAUAUUUCGCCUAAUGAAGUCCCCAUGUUCAAUAUACCCCCAGAUAGCAUGGAUCUGAGUGCACAACAUAGUCGAAUAGCGCUUAGAUCCCACGAACACCAUUCAGACGCCAUGGAGUUAAAGAUUUAGUUCACCAGUUGUUCGUGAAAAUGGCUUCAGCUACCUGGGGUCGGUCUUUCGUAUAUAAAAAUGUCCUGAACAGUAUAGGGUUCGUGCACUACGAGACGAACGCGAUGGAUGUGGGUAAGUCUCAGCAGUGUUCGUAUGAAAAUGUGUCCGAAAAUAGUUCCAUACUGUCAACGACAAUGCACCGCUGGGCGUUCGAUUUAAAAUGGCCGCCGCCACAUGUUCGAAAAAUGAACGAUGACCACCUAGCCGUUCAACAAAUACUUGUGGUUAACUGCAAUGGCUGGGUGGUUAAUGAGCUGCACACAACCAUUGAAGGUGGUCUGAUUGGUGAUUUAUUCGGUUAUUUGCAAUAAAAGUGUGAAAGGGGCAAACACACGAAUAACGUACAAAAUAACUGUCUCCAGCGAUUUUGCAAAAGAGGGGUUUUGUCACAUCAAGUCCAUCCAUUUUCCCAAGAAACAAGUUUGAUCCAAAAUGUAUCUUAUUGUUUAAACAGAUGAAGUUACACUUUUAUAUAUAUUUGUGGUUUAUUUGAAUAUUUCUUUAAAGUUAUUUUUUUUGGUUAAAGUGACACUAGGCACAGAAGCUAACCUGUUAAAUCCAAUAUAUUGGUAUUAAAUUAAUAUACAUGGCAAAGAAAUAAAUUAAAUUUUACCCAACCUGAAGUGACUCCAGACAAAAUGUAUCAAGUUUUUAUAUCAAGAAACUCAAGUCAUGAUAUAAUGUGCCAUGCUAAUAGAGAAUCCCUGGAGGUUAAGGAGGAGGAACAGGUGUCUGUAUAGUAAUGUGUAUCAUUCGUGUUUGGUUGUGUUUUUUUUGGUGACUUUCAUUAAGUGCUAUCAUAUGAGAUUUUUAUGAAUGAUGACUUCAGCGAAGUUGAGUUCAUGUUAAUGUCCCUGUGUGUUUUUCGCAGGUGUCGAGCUGUCCUGUAUCAUUAAAAGUACCACCACAAAUGAUCCCAGAAUUGAGUGGAAGAAAAUCCGAAACGAUGAGACAUCCUACGUGUAUUUUGACAACACAAUUCAAGGUUUUAUUUAUUAAAUUCAUUCCUAGAUUAACGCUUGGAUCUGUCAUAUAGAAUAUCUGGCCUGGCUUUGCUUUCAUUAAGAUGGGGCAGCUUCAGGCCCUUAGUAAAUAACUGUUUUUAAAAUAAAUUAAAAAAAAUAUAUAUUUUUCUUUUUAAUGAUGUGUUCAUGGCUUGUGGUAUCGUGUGUGUUCAAGUAGAGAUUGUAGAGAUAGAGAGAGAGAGAGAGAUAGAUAUAUAUAUAUAUAAAUGCAGUUUCUCCUGACAUACUGUCUUUAUAAUGCAACUUAACUAUAUGUCAUUGUCACACAAUGUUGGUUUCUGCUGCACUCCAAAAAUAAAGAAUAUUAAAAAAAAUACAACAAACACAUGAAAUAUAGUAAAAACAAAGUAGUCUCCGUAUCCAAUGCGUUUUGUCCUGUGGUGGACUUCUUCAGGGAUGUAUCCAGUGGCCUUGCUUUAAGGGCAGAUUUUCAGCAUCUGAUCUUGCGCACGUUGCACCCUGGAUCGCAUUAGGCCUUUCAGGAUCGUGACGACUCCGGUGACGUCACGUCCUCUUGAUUUUGGCAAGAACCAGCUUCUGUUUGGAGAUCGGACGUACGUCUACAUGAAAGGGUUUUGUUUUUUGGGGGGGGGGAGGGUGGGUGGAAAUAUAGUCUAAAACUUUGUGUUAUUGUCCCUGUAUUUAUACUGUAUGAUCUUUGUCCAGUUUUCCUUCUUGGUAAAGAUAGUAUUUCGAUGCUAAUCUUUAGUCGGUGAUAUUUAUACAAUCUUUACUAGGUGACCAGUUGAUGGGAGAUUUGUUUUCUUUAUAUAGAGUUGCUAUAGAGGGGAGGUUGAUGGCUUCCAUUUUAUUUUCUCCUUUUCCAUGUGUUGGGACUUCUAGAGUCUGUAUCCUCGGAGUCACUGUGGAUGCCCCGACACUUUGCAUUUCAAAUAGAUAAGCAAGAAUAGGAAUCUAAUCAAAAGUGUUUAUUGCACCAGCAUGUAAGCCGACAUGCUAUGUAAAAAGGAAUUGUAAAUACCCUGAGAGGUUUAAAAUGGUGCCCAAACUGCUGCUUUGAUAGUCCAUCCCGGUGUUUGUGUAUUGGAUAUAAUUAUCUAUUGCUCUGUCGUUCACUGCCUGAAACUGUGAUUGCUCAUACAGUGUAAAUCUUUUACCAGGGGAUCUUAAAGGGAGAGCUAAAAUCCAGUCAAAGAGUUCUCUGGUAAUUUUAAAUACCAGCAGAUCAGACAAUGGCAAGUACCGCUGCGAAGUGGCUGCCGUCGAUGACAGUAAGAAGAUUGAUGAGAUUAACAUCUUCCUGACUGUGAAAGGUGAGGCACAGCAUACCCAUGUCAUGUGCCGUGUGCGAGCGUGUUUUGACAACUUGAUCCAGUAUCUCUCAUUGUCUAAUCGAUAAUAACAUUGUCUCCGUGUUUUGUUUUUCUUCACCCAGUAAAACCUGUUGCUCCCAAGUGUACUGUACCCAAAUCUGUCCCCGUGGGUAAAUCUGCUGCCCUGCACUGCCAGGAGAAUGAGGGGUACCCCAGUUCUCUCUACAGUUGGUAUCGCAAUAGUGACCCUCUGCCCAAUGACUCAAAGACCAACCCGAAAUUCUUAAAUUCUUCAUUCACACUUGACCCGAAGACCGGUACCCUAGUAAGUUGGUCAAUUAUUUUUAUAUCCCAUUUCAUUUUCUAACCCACAUAUUCAAGCAUUCCGUGAGCACCCCACUGAGGACUCAAUCUCCUGACGUAUAUUGUUAUAUUAACUAGAGUUUAAAGGGAUUCUAUAGUGCCCCCCUCCCUUGCAGCUGAAGGGGUUAAAACCCUUUUAGUCAAUUACCUGAACCUUCCCUUAAAGUAGGAUGUGGCUGUCAGUUUGAUGUACCUUAUUUUGAUAACCUACCUAGCCACUAGGGUGUCGUCCUAUAAUCUCUCUCAUUUCCCUUGUUUUAGACAUUUUCUGCGGUAAGUAAAGGGGACAUGGGACGGUAUUACUGCAUUGCCAGCAAUGACGCCGGUUCAGCGAAAUGUGAUGAACAAGUUCUGGAAGUGUGUAAGUAAUCAAUGUACUCACCAUUGUUGGUCUCUUGAUGGGCAGAAUUAAACACCAACCCGUACCGAGUUUUGUAUGAGAGUUGAGCAAUUGCAAUACAGUUUAUAUAUGAGCUAAUGCAUGAAACUAUUUCUGCUACUAAUACAACAGGCCAACAAUAAAUAUGCAAUACUUUCUAUUUAUUUUUGCAAUUAUACUUCUGCAUGGGGGGGGGGGGUGGUGUGACAUAGGAGUCUACGAUCUAGGUGACUCUCAGCUCAGUCCACCAACAGCCCAAGAUUUUGGCAUUUCAUCGUUCUAUUCCAGUGAGAAUACUGACAAAUCCAGGACCCCUAAUGUACCUUGAGAACUGUUGGGAAUCCCUGCUCUAGUCAUCAUCUAGCUAAUCUAUUGAGGGCUUUAAAAAAGCAAACUGCUUCCAUCCAAGCAUUAAUGGGCGUAACAAUCCGACCCUUCCUUUUUCAUGCUUUGUACUUUGCAUUAAUCUUCUUCUCAUUUAGAUUUAUUGACACUCUUUUGCAGAUGAUCUGAACAUUGGAGGCAUUGUAGGAGGAAUAUUGGUUGUCGUGUUGGUCCUGUCCUUAAUCACCGCUGGCAUUUGCUGUGCCUAUCGGAAGGGUUACUUUGCGAGCAACAGCCGUUCCACUGGACAGAGGUGCGCAGUUAUCUUGUCUAAUCCGUGGCAGGGACGGAUAUAGCCUUACCACCGCACGUUUCUAAAUCCCUUUAGGCUGUCUGAGAACAGCAGGAAAUGCAGUUCACAAAGGAGUGUAGUGGUGUGUUCAUCACUUUUAUAAGGAAGGAAUGAAUUACACAUCGCUUAAUGUGUCCAGGUGCCACAUAGUAACAUGUAACCAUACCUCCAAUUAUAUAGCCUUACUACAUGCCGUCCUGUAACGACAAUUAUUGACUUUCUGAGCAAAGUGCUGUUAAUAUGCUAUGUGAACUCUUGCUAUUCGAGAGGUGUCCAAAGUGAAAUACUGUCAGGACUUUACUUUUCAUACACACAUUUGAAAUACAGCAAUUACUACAGUCCUUAGGUUGAAAUAUUUUAGAUUGAAAAUGUCCUAAUUGAAAGAGUUGAAGAUGCAUAUCAGCCCAAUAGGGAACACCAUCGUCAAUGAGCACAAACAAUCUAGAAAUAUGAUUCAGUCUUGUCUGUCAGGUUCUUGUUGCAUAUCAGACUACAUUAGCUGGCAAAGUAUUGAAAAUAUGGAGAUCUGGUUUUUAGCCAGGCAGCUAUAUUUACUUUGUGGCAUUAUACCUACAUAUCAAGGGUAUAUUCUGUCAUCUGGGGAAUCUACAUUUUCAGAUGUACCAGUAGAAUCUUUAGAAAUACCUGUGCAGAGAAUUAAGCAGUUUUGCUAGUUCUCGUGUCAUGUAUACGGUGUUCUAAAAUUGAUAUUUUGUCUUUCUGUAUUAACUGAACCUAUUCUAGUGGGAGGUUUGUAAGACAGCGUAGCAUACACAUGCUAAUAUUUCAUAGCCUUCCCGAUCAAUAUUCUAAAUUAAUAUAAAUACAUGUGUACAUAUUGCUAUAGAGAUCACCGAACAGUGUAUUCAUGAAAUUGCUGUCAUAAGUUAAAGUGGUUGCUGUGCAGUGAGUAACCCAAGAAUAAAACCAGUUAAUCUAAUGGGUUUUCUUUUCUAAACAGCUUCAAGAAUCCUGGAAAACCAGAAGGGGUUAAUUACUUACGGACAAACGAUGAGGUGAGUUAUAAAGUGCUCUAGCUCAUCAGCUAUUCUUAAAGGGACACUCUCUCAUUGAAGUGGUGUGGGUGCAGUGUCCCAGUCCCACAAUGUAAAUCAUUACAGAUUUUGAGAAACUUCAAGUUACAUUGCAGGACUAAGACUGCCUCUACUGGCACUUCCUGGUUUUUGGUCACAUAAAUGAUUCUAGACAUCUAGUGUCCGUAAAAUCCUUGUAGGAAACUUUUGAAGCAAUGUGCCCUAGGUGCAUCCGUUGAUCAGUCACAGGAGCGGGUGGGGUCUGUAGGCUAUUCUCUAUUUCACAGGAUACUAAAUUUAAAAAACCAAAAACUCAAAAUUGUAAAUUUGGUUGGAUAUAGCUUAAUUUUAAAAGGCAGAAAUAUUAUGUUUAACUGACACCUGAAUCAAUUUUUGUACGUUUCAUAGUAGCCUUUGAAAAGUGAAGGGAAAUCAAACAGUAAACAGAGACCCAAAGUGAGGGCUAGAGAUUAAAUUUUGCUCUGACAUGCAUGAAUACUUGCAGGGCGACUUCCGACACAAAUCUUCAUUCGUCAUCUGAGCUGUCCAGCUGUGCAAGGCCAUUAACUGCCUGCUAGAAUAUUGCACUCCGAAGGGUGAAGACAUCCCAUCAAUGAACUCUUGAGAUUUGCCAAAGUCUAUAACCAGACCAUCCUCCGUUGGAAACUAGCCUGACACCUUGUGGAAUAUAAACAGCCUUGGUGAUACAGGCCUGUGUAUAAUAAGCGUGAUUUCUAGAACAUUACGUAUCCAGGAGACUGAAGUCUCUGCUAAACAAGCACAGACUGUUUUGAAGUUCCUUUUACAGUAUUAACAAUGUCACUGCCAAAAUGGACAUACUGAGCCUUGAGAAAACGUUGCUUCAAACGAUGAGGCAGAGCAGCACCGGGGAAAAUUCAGACUGCGAUUUGUUAGAACUUCACUGCAAAUUUUUCUUCUGUGGUUAAAUAGUUUCUUGUAUGACUUCUAGCAUUCAUUCCUUAAUCGAAACGCCAAAGCACACAUAACUGAACUAACUCUGCCACUAAAGUUUGUUUUCCUUUAAAGUCAAGUCUCCUUUUAGGCAGGAGAUGGCUUGCAAUGUGCUGCUGCCUCUUGCUGAGACUGAAGGAGUUUGACAAAUGAUUUGCUGCAAAGGUCUAUUUUGAAUAUGUAGGAAAGACGUUUCUAUUUAAAUGUAAAUAUUGUUUUUAAUUUUUUUAUUUUGUACCAAUACCAGGAUGAUAUUGUAAGUAGUUAUUUCACUGUUUGACAACUGAGCCAGCAAAACACGGUUUCCUGCUUCUGAAAUGAAUAAGGCUAUUUGCUGACACCAUGAAAUGUAUAAAUAUCUUAUGGGCUGUGUGUGUCCCCCUCCCUGCAGGCGAGCCAAGCAUUUUAUUAAUGAUUCCCAGCGGAUGAUUGAUUGAAAACAUACAGAACAUCAGUGUCCAGUAAAAUUGGAUGAGGAAAUUAUAUUUUUUUUGUUAUUCAUGUUCAGUAUUUAAUUUGUCAGUGUUCUAUAUGGCUGCUUGUAAUAGGAGUGACAGAUCAGAAUAACUAAUCUGUGUUUGUGACAGAGCUAGAGCUGUGAUUAAAGGGAAGCAUGUGUAGCUCCAUAUAACCCUUUCUUACAUAAUAUAUAUUCUCCCCAGCAAAUCCUAGGGCUCUCAUACUAAUCUAGCCACUAAAGGAGUUAACCCUAGCAAGUAACUAUUGCGGUUUAUAAAAAUUGCAAUAAUUACAUGUUAAGGGUGAUGGGAGUUUGCACCCAGACUAUUUCAGUAGGCUGAAGUGGUCUGGGUGCCUACAGUGUCCUUUUAAACUUGGAUCCUUGUCCUUCCACAUUUUUCUGAAUUUCUUUAGCAUUUCUGUACAACUAAGUUAAAUUCCGGUCUUUAUCCUAGAGUUGUACUAGUUAACUUUCAUACAUUUGAGAAAAUAACUUGGUAAUUAUUGGUUUAAAAGACAAGUCAUCAAAUAUUCACUUUAUUUUCUGUAUGUUUUUUAUAUAUUUAAAGAAACCAUUAAAAAAAAAAUUGUGGGGGGAGGAGAGUGAGAUCUGUAAUCUGAUCAACUGCUGCGAUGGCACAAACUGGGAGGAAGUUGGGUUGAUGAGCAGUUCAUGUGAUAGCGUCUGACCCAACAUGGCCGCUUAGUUGUGUAAAAAGUGAACUAUUCAAAAAGCAUGUCAAAAAAAAUAAAAAUUAAGUAUCAAGUAUUACUUCAACCACCAUGACCACUCCUGCUUUUAGAAGUGGUUAGGAAGGAAUCUGUAUGUGCAGAGCUUCUGCUUGCAAUGUGGGAUGUAUAUAGCAGAUUCCUGGCAAGUUAUUGACUUGGUUUGGAGAGAUUUAAAUGGUGUAGUGUAAUAAUUACGCCUAUCGUGACAUUCUAGACUUCUAAACAAAUACAUUGACAAAGGAUUGAAAUAACCUUUUUAAUGUAAAACACUUUAAACAAAGUGAAAAUUUUAGGACAGUUGUCCUGAUUUGUAUCAUUUUUAUUCUUGUGUUCGAUUACCACAAUGUGCGUCCAUGGCAGCAGGAUUUCCCUCAGCAUACAAGAAAUCUUAUUGCAAUCUCUCACACUAGAGAUUCUCAAAUAAAAUGUAAAAGUUUUAGAGCAUGACGACAACAGAAAAAAAAAAAUAUUCCAAAAUGCAAAUGUUCCUGUUUCACUAAAGUGGUCGUAUGGUUCCCUUUUCUUGUCUUUAUUCUGUUACAAGAGAUAACGGCAGUUCUGCCAAUACAAACGAUACGUUUCACUACCUGCGAUAUGAAUUCAACAUAAAGAAGCGGGUAAUGUUGGUUUCCGGGUCUUUUGAUAAAACUAUUAUAAUUCCCUACAUUGACUUUUAAAUGCAACAUAACCAAAGAAACCCAUUUAAUACCUUAAACAUUCAUUAUCUAAAUUUAACAGCAGUUGGAAAUGUAAAUUAGUUCAUAGAGCAAUUGUCUCAACUGACAUCUUUCACAGUUUAGUAAAUAGAACCCCCAAUUGAUCUGGCCUUGCUAUACUACGACCCAACAGAAGGGCUGACCCAGUUCUUUAAAAAGGUGCUAGGAACAUGCUUUCACUUAGACACUAAAUCAGAAAUUCUGUCUUUUUUUUAACAUUUCUAUAACACCUAAGCUUCCUGUAAAAUCCAUGAAUGUGCUAGAGGCAGUGAUUGAAUGUGAAGGACAGAAAACACAGCCACAACACAAACACAAAAUGCAUUGUUUAUUUUUGUUAAAUGCUGUACAAUUUGAUAUUAAAAAUGUUUGAUUUUCUUCAGUCUAUGGCUUUUCCUCCUUAGCUUUCAAUAUCUAAAUCGCUGCACCACCCUAACCAAGUGGAGACAUCAUACAUAAUUAUUGCUUAACGUGCAUUUAUUCUACUUAACACCAAGGGUUUAUUCAAAACAUAUCAAACGGAUUAGUAAAUUGCAGGGUUUGUUUGAAAAGGCCAAGCUGUGACUAAAGAGUAGGAAACUUUUCAGUUUUUGUUUUAGAGAAUUAACAAGACAGAUGCCAAGUAAACUUUGUCAAUGAUUUAUUUUACAAAAUAGUUUACACACAUGAACAAGCAUAAGAAGAAGUGCAUCCCUGACUCUUGAUACAUUGCCUCUUGCGGCAAGUACUUAGUGAUCCAGUCAGGGUUUGUUCAUGGCCAUUGGCCACGGACAUGCAGUACAUGAGAUACAAUUGCUUAAAAAUGGAGCUACUGCUUUUGCAUAAGGGUUCGCUCCCAGAAUGUCGGAACAAGACCGCAGUAGAAAUAAUAUUCAGUAGAGGCGGAUCAAACCCCGAAUACUCCUAAGGUGACAAAGUAAGUGUUUGACUGGGGAGUAUAAUCCAUUUAAAGGGGCUAACAAGCAUCAUGGGAGGGGAGUUCUGAAAAAACUGAGGUGCAAAGACAGCAAUAGAAAGGGUUCAGUAAUCCGUUUUCAUGCUACACCAUGCAAGGAGCUAAUAUUUUAAAUUGUCACUGGGUGCAGCGUAUGAGCGCUGUGGUUCUCUUGUUCUGCUAGAAAGCUGUUGAUUUAUAAAGAUCACUCUGAAUCUGACCCUGCAAAUCAAUACUGUGCCCUUCUUGCCUCCUGCCACGAGUUAUAGCACAUUAAAAUAAAGACCUUUUAAUAUGCUAAAAGCAAUGAGAUGAUUAUAUGAAUCUGAAGCAAAUAGUGACCCACAAUUUGAACUAUGUAAAAUAAAAAAUAUCUGACAUGGGUACAUGUCAAGCAAUAUAAUACAGAUAUAUAUACACAAACAUCUAUUAAAAAAAAACAAAAAAAAAACAAGUCCAAAGCCAACCAGCCUUUCUGCUACACUGACUUAAUGGCACAGCAUGGUGUUUAAAGCAGAGAUCAAGACUACACACACACAUGAACAAUCUAGUUUGCAGGUUUCAGCGGUGUUCUGGAAGAUGGUCUGCGCCGGCUGCUUCUCCUGUGUACCGGAGACUCCACUUUCCAUUGGCGUGGCUGAGGAGCGCUGUGAAAAUGAACACCGUAAGAAUGUUAAUUAUUACGGUCAACAAACCAAUGAUCUGACUGCUCUGUGUAAAGUACACCGGAGCCUGGAUGUUACCUGGGGGACUGUGCAAAAACAAUAAGACUAAGGAAAGGAUAGACAAAGUAGACAAAGAAUCAUUGUGGGCGUCUCAUUACUGAUUCUCAUAGAGAAUCACAGGAGCAUGGCCAUUGUGAGUGUGUCAUAGAUUCUCACAAAACUUUCAAACAGUUACUUCUAAAGCUCAUUUUUACACUAUUUAAGGGUAAAAAGCAGUUCGUGACACUAGGUUUACUGUUGGGGGAGGAUAUGCAAUUAGUUUUUUACCUAUAGUGUUCCUUUCUGCUGGACUUACAAUUCUGAACCAAUAUAGAAAUAAAUAAUUAGAAAGGUUCCUGAAAGGAACUUCUUAUGACUUACGGUCGAUCUGGAGACAUGAUGCAGAGAACAUCUUGGGCUGGCUCUUGGGCGGCAUCACUUCCCCUCCCAGAGGAAAAUGUGUGGUUGGCGCUAAUGUAGCUGACCCCCGCGCCAAAUGUCACAUUAUUAAUGGUUUCUAUAAAGAACAAAGCAAGGUUUUAAGAUUCUCUACACUGAUUCUCACAGUCAUGACCUCAAUCACAGAUCAAGAAAUAAACAGAUUGAAUAAAGGUUUUCAGUUACAUUAUAAAAUUCAUAAAGAAUCCCCCCUCUCAUGACAAUGUGCUUUUAUUGAUGUACUGUCCUUACAUAGUCAACAGCAAUACUGGAACAAAGUGUUGCAAGUAAAGCAAUCACCAUGGAAACCAAAGAAAUGUUAAUGUCUUUACUAUUUAAACUCUGCCCUAGAAUUGCUGUUUAUAGAUCAUUGUGUUUUUGCACUGAAUAUGCAGGUACAUUCCCACAAACAAUCCUGUUCCACGGUAUUUAUAAUAAUUAGUUUCUUUAUAAUGAAACAGACUGUGCUCAUUCUCUUUUAGUACAUAGGCUGCUGGGAGUUGGUGAUCAUCACAAUACAAUACAAUAGGCAUCUUCCUUACGGUCAGGAGUGCUGAUUGCUCUUCCUUCCAUUGAGCUGUUCUCUUGGCUUGGCGUGCGGAAAGACACUGCAGAAAGAAAAAUCGAUUAUUUAAGUCACCGGGUGAAAUCUCUGAUCACUAGGAUAAGCUUUGUCCACAGCCGUAGGUCUUUGGCUGAGGACUUGAGCGUUGGAAUCCUUCCUACUGCAAGUUAUUCACCAUAAGUAUAGGGAAACUAAUUCCAUGUAAUAUCAGCAACGAUGGAAAGAAGUCUAGAAAAAAAAAAGUCUGCAAUUACUUAAAGGGACACCAUAGUCACCAGAACAACUACAGCUUAUUGAAUUUGUUCUGGUGAGUAGAAUCAUUACCUUCAGGCUUUUUGUAGUAAACACUGUCUUUUCAGAGAAAAUGCAGUGUUUACAUUUCAGCUUAGUGAUAACUUCACUGGCCACUCCGCAGAUAGCUGUUAGAGAUCCUUCCUGGGUCAUGGCUGCCUAAAAUGCAUCCAAACAUUCAGUAUCUCCUCCCUCUGCAUGCAGACACCGAACUUUCCUCAUAGAGAUUCAUUGAUUCAAUUCAUCUCUAUGAGGAAGAGAUGCGGAUUGGCCCGGGCUGUGUUUGAAUUGUGCUGGCUCUGCCCCUGAUAUGCCUCCUUAUCAGUCUCAGCCAAUCCUAUGGGGAAGCAUUGUGAUUGGAUCAGGCUACCACUUCUGAUGAUGUCAGCAGACAUCAGGCAGGUCUGAGCCAGAACGGGGCAGAGCCAGCAGCAACAGGCUUGAAUAAAAGUAAGAUUUUACUAUAUUUAUGGAGGCAUGAGGGAACCAGGGGAAUAGAUGGUGGUUUUAACACUAUGGGUUCACAAAUAUAGGUUUGUGUUCCUGACCCUAUAGUGCUCCUUUAAUUCUUUAUCCAAAGGGAAAAAGUAUUCACAAAGUUGGGAAUUGUAUAUAACUGCAAGUCGGCUGUUUCAGUCUACAACACUUGGUAUUAAACUAUUCAGUUGUCCCCAAUUCCCCAACAUUUAAAUCCCCAAUCAGAUUAUACAGUCUAAUUAAUAAUGCAGUGAAACACUAAUGACGUCUGGCCAAACCGCCCCCCAGUGUAAUGAUCACCUUGUUUACUGCUGCCCGCACUAAACGGAGAGUGCGUUGAUGGGCGCGCUCCGAUGCUCUUGCUGCGCUGCUUUCUGUUACUUUCAACCACUUUUUUUGCAGAGUUCAAGAUGGCGAAGGUGCUCAAUGACAUCUGCCUGUGGUAAAAACAGUAUAGUUUUUAAAAAAUUGUUGCUUUGUCACGUAAAAUAUUUUCAGAAGAAACAAAGACAUGUGCACAUGAUAAUGAAAACGAGCUAGUGACAUUGGCGACAGCUUCACCAAACAUGGAGUAAACAGCGAGUUAUGGCCGUAUCUGCAUUGCUCCUGAAUGACAUGGAUACACUACAGAGUGACACGUUAUCAUUUUGACGGCCAAAUUUCUUGAUAAUGUAUAGAGAUAUACUAAACGUGUUAUUUUAGGCAAUGGUAUCCCCCAUCCAUCCAAUAUAGGAGGAGUCUCAGGAAGCAGAUUAAGCAGAAAUAGCAUGUUUAUCUCCCACGUUAAAGUUAGUGUAGGACUCACCGAUAUUAGGGUACUCUGACAUAGUGGUGGGCUUAACACAAUAUGGCCAUAUCGUGGAACUAAAACCCCAUAUUUGUUUGCCAAGAUAGGUAAUUUUAAGUAGCCCUGUAAUAUUUUGUGUGUGUGCUGUUCCUUAAUCUGUAUUCGGUUUACCAGUGAAAUACACCUUGUAGUCUCAGACUGAGCCAAGAACAAAACACGAGUAAAGCAAAGGGACUUACACAGCCCACCUCGUCAACUCAGAUGGCAAUAACGAGUAACAACAAAAUUAGUGUUAAUCAAUUUACAUAGUAUAGCCAUUUUGUAUGCUAGGAAAUCAUAUUUAAAAUUGUGCCACUUUUAAUAUUUAAACAGAUAUGUUCUCAAGUUAAAAAAUUGAAUAUGCUUAGUCACAACUAGCCAAGGAAUAUACUCUCAUAACAUUUGAUAAACUUGUUGCUCUCAUUUUUUCUUGUAUCCAUCUGUCAUUACUGUGGCAGAACCAACCUCGCCACUGUACACUGGAGAAGCCUGGUUGCUCGCCUGCUCCCUUCAGACUAUAGCACUGCAGUUCAGCCCUGUUAUUUCCUCUGCUGAAAGGUUUAUUCGUGCCUUUCUGCCGGGGUGUUCGGUAGAGUCAAUCUACUGAACGAUGGACCACCUGGGAACUGGAGUGUGCCGUCAAUUGACCGCCCAAAAGCUGCGGUUAACCGCAGCUUAACUGAUGAACACUGAGUGGCCUUUGUUCGUCUGCUGAACACGUGGCAGUGGCCAUUUUACCUCCCGAACGGCCAGCGGUGUUCAGCGCCCAAACUAUGGAACUGAAAACGGACACUUAUUGGCGCGAACACCGCUGAGCCGCCAGCCUCCUUACCUCCCCAUUCGGUAGCGGAACCGAAUGACUGUUCAUUCGGUAGUUUAACCAGAUGAACAGCAUCCCCCAGAUAGCUAAGCCAUGGAGCCUAUUUGUGUAACGAAAGACUAUGUGAAAGACUUUGGCUCCAUGGCAAUUGAACUGUAUGUAUGUGAUCUUAGCGCCAUUCGGUAGAAAUGUGCGCUCAGAUCUAAGCUAUCUGGGGAUAGGUAGGAUGUAUAUGUUUUAUGUAAUAAAUGUGACUGUAUGUAAUUUUAUGUCUUUUACUGAAAAUGUGUGUAAUGGAGUUUUGCCUCUGUCCUUGGAAAUAAUUUGAUUACUUCCCAAUUAUCUCCAGGACAGAGAGGAGGGGUUGUGAUGUAAUUGUGGGAGUGUUUAAAGGUGUAUGUAUGUGAUUGGCUAAGUGCCAAUAUGUUUCCCAGUUUCCUAUCUGGUCCCCUAGGGGAGUGUCCACCAGGUGGGAGACCUGCAUAAAAGCCGGGCAGUUAGCCCCAGUAAACCAGUUCUGCUUGACCUCAAAACGAAGUGUCGUCUCGUUAUUGGGGGAAUUGGAUUGUAUGCGGAUUGCCAGGAGUGUAAGCUGAUUGUAUGCUUUUCCUGUUCAGCUGCUUACAGCAUUCAAAUGCUUGACAGCAUUCGUAUGCUUCUCCGGUUCGGUGGUUGUGGUGUCUGCUGCAGUGCUUGGAGUCCUCAGGAAGCGCUAGGAGCAUCCUUCAACGGAGGUACCCAGUCGGGGUGCCAGGUGAUCCGUUACAAUUACAUUCAACUACAGUGCCACAUUAUCUCCAGACUUAAGUUUGAGUAGUAAUCGUACUAUAAGAAUGAACUGUACUUUAAGUGAUAUUUAACGGAUACCAUUAAACACAGAUAUAUCUAAUGAUACAGCAGUACGUUUAUAGUGCAGUGUGAUAAGUUUGCAACGAUAAAAUUAUAAACCUUCAAAGUAUUAAGAGUUUAUUUGGUAAUAAGCAUUUAUGGGGUUAAACAUUAUACAAAUUGGCAAAAACAACAUUUGGUAUACGUCAGAAGCCUGGAUGUUGAGCGAUAAUGUACUAACUAAUGAAUCGUUAGCAUUAUGUUGAUUCUGUGCCACUCCUAAAGAUCUAUUGAAACUGAACUCUUAAUAAACACUGGGGUUUAUCAAUAAAUUGAUGAAUUGUCAGAUUGUACCAUAAACUCUAUCUCCGUUGAAUUUCUCCCAACCGGUUGAAACAACUAAAGUUUGUCCAUAAAUGGUUUGAUUCCUACAGAGAAGGUUGGCCAACCGUAGAAGAUACACCGGUCUGUUAAAGAAUCCAUAACAAAGAGUGUAUACAUUUCAUGUAGGUUAUGCCAGGUGGUUAGUCCCUAAACCAAGAAUUGUCCAGGAAAUUUUACAUUUUAGGUCAAACUGGAUGCAAGUUUAGAUGGAGGUUUUUCUUAAAGCGACACUGUCAUGCCGAACUUACCUUUCCCCAAUCGAUUCCUCUUCUCUCCCUCUGUUAGGAUCUGUUCUUCAUUUCUUCCUGUCUGCUCUAGUUUUCUUUAAAAUCAUAAGACAGAGUAGGGACUAUUUGUCUUAUGGAUGUUUCCUAUGCCUGACCAUCUCUGACCAGCGGAGGAGCGAAGUGUGCUUCAUUUCAGAUGGUCAGAGAAAUUUUCCCACAAUUCUCACCUUUCCUCCAUGUUACCGCGAUGCCUCCUUUCACAUUUCCCUAACAUCCUGUCACUUAGACAGAACGCCGGCAAAACUACCGAAUUUCGUCCUAACAGAAUGAGAACAGUUUCUCCAUUCGUGUUAGGACGCAAUACAGCACUUUGUUCGUAUCGGAAUUUCAUUAGAAUGAUUGAAACUAAUUCGUGCCGCGGCUGCAUCUUGCAGCCGCUUAGUAGAUCGCUCCCUAAUUCCCACGGUAUCAGGGAGCUAUCUACCAAAAUGCUGAAAGACCUAAAUUGGUCUUUCAGUCAAAUUUACUAAUACUAAGUAAAGAUUACUUCGUAUUAGUAAAUCUGUCCCUACACGCUAUUCCGUGAGUAGGGGCAUGUGUAGUAAACCGUGAGCAGCCUGUGGCUUCUCACUAUUUAAAAAAAAAAAAAAACCCCAGUAUCCCCCCUCUUGUGCCGCGCAGGUGGGGGCUACUAAACUGAACAGGGGAUCUAUUGCCCCACCCAUGAGCGGCGGGUGGGGGCCCUAAAUUGUAAUAAGGGGGUGAGUGGGGUGGGGGGGAGACAGGCAAGUCUUUUCAUUUACUUGUCACAGCGUGGGAAAAUUCCAAAUAAUUUUUUUUUUCCCCGUCAGAUUUUUUUUUUUUUUGGGUGGGGGUGUGACUAGGGGCUUGGGGACCCCUAGUCAUCUGGAAAGGGGGAGAGUGAUGGGGGGGGAAUCAGUUGGGGAGAGAAGAGGAAUCAGUUGGUGAAAGGUGCCGCUUUAACUCUAGAAUUUUAAUUCCCUGGUAAAUUUGUGGUGUGGCAAAUAACCCUAGUAGAAUGUAUUUUCUUGUAUCUGUGAACGGGUUGUUAUUGGCCACAAACAGAGCCCAUUUACAAAUCCUUAUAGAAAAUGUGAAGGGUUAAAGACUAACUCCCUUAUGACCAAAGCUAGGAAUCACCCCUCCUAUCGCUCUUCCUUACCUGGGUCUCUGAGCUUGCAGAAUGCCAACACGAGGUGUGGUAACUGGUGUACUCAGUGGGGUGCCUGGUCUGGCUUGCACACUGCAUGGUACAGGCGAUCUGGGGGGUGUCGCACCCUUUACACCACGUGAAGACCCCUGAAAGAAUUGUUACAGUAAUUCUAAGACCAGUUGUCUUUUAGCACAAAUCAAAAACACGUGUGUGUGUGUGUGUGUGUGUGUGUGUGUAUAUACACACACAUAUAUAUGUUCAGGUGAGUGCAGCCAACCCCCCCUUGGUUCAUAUACACACACAUAUAUAUUUAUUUGACCUAUAGUAGCAUGUGUGUACAACAUACAUUUAAACACCCACAUCAUCAUGUAAGCUACUGUAGGUCAAUACCUGUGUUUAUCUACAGCCGGUCUUAAUAAUAAUAAUUUUGCAGUUCAUAAAUAUCUUUAAAUUUCUAAUUGUUACCAUACUUUUACAUCUGGAUUGUAUCAGACUAAUAUUGCACCACAGUUAACUGAGCGCGAUUACAAUGUAUCCUCCUUCUGAAUACAAUGAUAUUUGUACUGGGGAGAAUCGAUAAGAGGAUUUCUAAUGUUAUGCCAAAAUAGCAGAAGUGAAGUAAAUGAUAGAGUUGGAAUGUUUUUCAUUUUGGCCUUAAAUUUUAGUAUAUUCUUUCCAAUUCCUAAUUUAAUGAGUAAGCUCAGUUCUCUAAACCCCCCAGACUCACGGUUACUCUCAUAAUAUUCAUUGUUUGCCUUAACUCUAGAGCUGCAUUAUAGUGCCUCGUGUUGUGCUCAUCUAUGCCCUUCUCAAUUUGUUCUGUGUAUGUCCAAAAAUCCCAGGUCUGUCUCUAAAGCUUAAUUCUGGGAAACAAUCUCCUAAACAAAACAAUCCCAGCCAAUGAACCCAAAGUUUCAUCUCCACCCCAGUAAGUGAUCCAAUCACCAGAAGUAAGUUGAGCCUCUUCACUGCCACUGACCUGUGGGGUUUGGGGGGGUUCGGUCACAGGAGCUGCACCUAAUUCUACUUCUGGACUCUGAUGUCUCUCCCGUUCUAACUGUUCCUCGUAUUUCUUCAUGUCGUAAUCCAGCUCAGCCGCAAGCUGCUUGUCUGCUGCAAAGACGUCUUUUAUCUCAUUGCGGUAAUCCUGCAUCAUCUCCUGCAAGUGGAAGAAUUGGGCAUUGAUUUACAGACUGUGUCUUUCCGGUCUACAUAAGUUGUCCCAAGCUACCCGUGCUACUUACCCGCAAGUAGUUCAUUAAGUCUCUCACAGCUGGGAUGCGAUGCUGCUCCAAGAAGCCUUUCAGGGACGUGAUAAUAGGGAUAGUGUUCUCUAUAAAAUUCUUCUUUUGUACCUAUGCAGGGUAAAUUGGAAGCCAAUUUUAGGGACUGUACACUUUUAAUAAUUCCGUACUGUGUGUAAAUUUGUACUCAUACCUUGUACCCUAAGAGAUCAGAUUUUCCCUACACCGCAAUCAAUUUCCUUAAUUCUAUACAUUUUAAAAUACGGCAAACAUUAAUACCAUAACUUUAAUCAUACCUUCACCUACCAAAACGCAGUGAAAGGGCCUCCCACAAACAGUGAAAACGCACUGUACACAAAGAAUUUGUCCAUUUCUCUAUAACAAAAACUCACCUGAGAUAUGAUUUUUUUCUGCGCCACUUGCAUCACUGCGUUCGCCAUUGCCAUCUCAUCAUCGUCAGGACCAAUGUCUUCCCCAGGCUUGGAUCUCAUGGCCAACAGUUUAAUCUCUUUACAGCUCAUUAUCUCAAAUAUGUCAGACAGUAAUUCAUUUGCUUCCAUGUCAAUAGGUAAAACGCCAUCUACAAAGCAGGCUGCGAGAGGAAGAAGCCAUGAGAAUAUAACGGAGUGCACAGUAAGUGACUUUACACACCAUUCAUUUUAGUGGGUCAUGAAGGUGCAGUGAAUGUGACAUUUAUUUACAAAAAAAAAAAAAAGCUUAGGUACUCCCCCCUCUGCCUUAAUCCAGGGCUAAAAGGGUAUCCGUAUUCUACCAAAAGCAGUCUGUGAUGACUUACAAAUACCACAAGUCUACACUUGUGACUGCUCUGAUGAUCACCAAUAAUAGUGCCUCCGUGACAACAAUCGAUAACAGUGGGGGAAAAGGUUUUUAUCCCCUACGAUAUGUUAUGGCGAUUUCUGAUACUUCUAUUACAUACAGAGCUUGAUCUCAACAUGUAAUCACUUGCUACGCAGUCCUUAUUGACUUUGGCAGAGAGUUGAGAAGAAGCUAGUGUUUAGUUCAGGAGAACCUAGCGGCUUUCCUUUGACUCUAUAUUGGAAGGAACACACUGCAGACCCCAAAUAAGAACCAGUUGUGGAACAGGUAGCUCCGUUACCUACCUAGAACAUUUUGACUGAGCUUCAUUGUAAGGGUGUAUCUUUGCUCAUCUGUGAAAUGUUCUAACAAGAACUUGUAGAUCUUCAUGCGUUUAUCUUUGUUCUCUGCUCCCUUGAGAGAAAAGAGAGCCUUCUCCCUGACAAACCAAACAUACAUUAGGAUGGGAGAAGCACAGAUAUACUAUUUUUGGAUAGACCGGACUGCAGACCUCACCUCUCUGUCUGUGCAAACUUAUUGUACUUCUCGUGCUUCUGAUAAGAGUUGAAGUGGAAGACGCACUCAAUGAAAUGCUGUGAGAACAUGACCGGGUUCCUUUUCAGCAGCAGGUGAACCAGACAGAACUCCCCAAAUCUGUGAAGCAAAAAAGGGGAAUACAUGUGUAAUGUCUCCAUUGAAAGGGAGAGAAUCGCUCAAGAUAAGAGAAGAAAAACUUACUUGGCAAUAUCUGGGUCAGAAUCCACGAGGACACUAACAAAUCUGAAGAAAAGGGAACCCUUCCACUUUACAAACUCCUCCUGGUGGUGGGAAUAAAUCAUGGCAAAUUCAAAAACAAGUUAUGAAAUAGAACAAACCUUACAGAUUAAAUAGAAAAAAGUGACAGUAAUUCCCUCAUCCCAGUUAACACUGCAGGAGUGCUUACUACGUGAGGAAUUUAGUGGAGGAAAUACACCUAAUGCUUCAUCUAUAAGCAAGGGUAGCAACCUUCAGCACCCCAGAUAUUGUGGACUACAUCUCUCCUGAUGCUUCGCCAGCAUUACAGCUGUAAGAGAUGUAGUCCACAACGGUUGCCUACCCCUAAUCUUUAGGUUAAAACACGUGUGAACGGUCUUCACUUGCGUUCCAGGUCAAUGUCUGGAUGUUCGGUCUCUACAGUAGAAAACAGACAUCUGAGAAAAGUGCAAACGCUGCAAACCCGGGGGAUUUAUAGCAAAUGCAGGAACCUUCACAUGCAAGUAUCUGAUUUUAAUAUUUUUUUAUAUUAAAAAGGGUCAUCUCAGUCCUACACAGAAGGGGGUUAAAAGCAGCUGCUCAGAACAGAUUCUGAGAUAAAAAAAUAUCAGCUUUACCUGCAGCAGGUUGGUCAGCAUGAUGAGCGUCUGCUUUCGGAUGAACGGAUCUCUAUCUCGGAGACAUACGGACACAUUGGGUAUAUAUCUGUCCACCAUGGUGGUGUACCGUAUGCAAAGGUCACAUAUCACGAUGAUCACGUUGUUACGAAUAGCCACGUCGUUGCACACCUCUAGCUCACGGGCCAGAGCCGGGAUACAUUUCUUAGCCAGGUCUUCAUGCUGCAGACACAACUUCCCUGUAAGUGGAGUAACCGACCAUUAAGCGAAGGGACGAGCUCACGGAGCAUUACUGUCAGAUUUAAUAGACACCACAAUUCCAAGGCCCGAUCUACAAAGGACCUUACCGAGUGUAAUGAAGGCAUGUGCACGGACCAGGGGUGGCAUGUUAGACCCUCUGAACUGAGAAAGGGGUUGGGACUCUGGUAUUUCCUCACUCUCAGAGCGGCAGGAAUCUGAAAAUACAUAACCAGAAUGUCAGGAGGAGCCAGGAUGGAAGCAACAACCAUGGGGAAAUAACAGAAAACUACUGACUUUGACCUGAAACAGAACUGGCCAGAAUGGACUGAACCAGCAGCAAGACUCGCUUUCCUACCCGUGCCGGACAUUGCUGGGCAGCUUCCCCCAAGGUAAAGAGAUACUUGACCUGAAGAAUGUAAACAAAGGAAUUAUUAAAAUGUCCCCCUUUUACUUCAAGAUGCCUAUCAGGAUUUCACCUAGAAUUUGGAUAAGGUUUGUCAAAACUCCUUCAAUAUUGAAGUAAUAAUAAACUUUUUUUGUUUCACUGGUAGCUGAGGUGUGCCCAUGUUACCAUUUAGCUGCCUCCCAGCACUCACUGCUCACUAUCUUCAAAAGGGAGAACGCACAUUUUUAAAAAAUGUCAAAAAACUAGUGGCGUUUGACAAAAACUAGAACCACAAAGACUCAUUAUACCAUAACCACUAGCUGUAGUAGUUAUGGUGCUUAGAAAGUCCAUUUAAAUAUAGGUUAAAUAUCUAAUUUACUUGUGAAGUUGUAUUGUCACACAAUAAGGACAAGUUCUGCAAUUCGAUCAGAUUUUCUUUGACGCUGCACAUUCUCAAUGUAUAUAAUGUUCACAUGACAGCCAGAGUCUCCAUAAAAACGUACCAUCAGUUCCUGGUCAAGCUGCUCGUCUCUGCAAUCCGCCAUCACUACAGAGGAGAGAUAUCCUUCACAGGCCUCAACUAAAUCGCCACAAACAUCAUUGAGCAGAUCCUGCAGGAAUAAGACUUAUUAAAUUAAGGGUAUAUUGCAGAAAACAAACAGGGUUCCUGCAUAGAACAUUAUUACCAGAGGAAGGGGAGAUUAUCUAUUGGCGGUCUUACCUGUGCAUCCUCAGGGCUGUCAGAAUGGGCAUAGCAGAGCUUCUGCAGACUCUCCACAGACGGACUAAUAAUCUCUGGUGUGGACUUAAACUCCUUCAACCAAGACUUUAAAUGAUCUACAACAGAGUGGCGAAUAAGACAAGACGUCUGUUUCAAUCAACGUGUGUGUACAUAGAGGUCUAUGCCAGGAACUAACUGACACGUGGAAGAGGGAUCCUAAUUUAAUUUUUUUUUUUUGUUAUACAAAUGUUUAACCAUUUAUCAUCUGUUUGCUGGCAUUGCUGGUAGAAUACGUCAAUGCCAUUUUAAAGCCAGUGUAGCUGUGACCGUAUACUUUAAUAACACGACCUUCUCACAGAAUGUAAAUACUCUAGUGUGAUCUAUAUAGCUGGCUUAGGCAGCCUCCAUCCCCAUUACCAAUGAAACAGAAACUGGAAGAUAGCUUACCAAUCAGACCCCUUCUGGUGUCAGCAGGAAGAUGUUUAGCAACGUGACCAAUCACACACAGUAUAUGCCCAGUAGUGGUGGUAUUGGCAUUAGCCUCCCUACAAAAGAUUUGAAAGACAGAGUCAAGCAAUCACAUGAUGGUGUAUUCGUGUUACUUUGAUACGUGUGGCUGAAAAGUGUUGUUUUUUUGUUUUUUUUAAAUUGAUUAAGUCAGUACAGCUUCUUUAUUAUUGAAAAUGUUUUUUUUUAAUCACUUUAUCAUACAUAUGACAAAAUGGUGAAAUUUACAUACAAGACAAAGACAACUGUGACAAUAACAAACAUAUAAUUUACAUUAUUACAACUGUUCCAAUCUUAAUAUCAGGUAAUUCCCAAGCUAAACAGCUAAGGAUAUCUUAAUAAAAAGAUAAUUUAUAUCUUAUAGAACUGUUGUCUAAAUAAAAAUAAAUAUGGGCCAAGGUCAGUCUAAACAUCAUGGAAAAAGAAAUAUCACCGUAGUGAGAUUUUCUAUCGAAGUCUAUCGAAAUCUAAGGAAAGAAAAAAUACAAAGAGAUAAUUCAUUUAUUUUCCAAAGUUCGAAUCCAAUUAAUGUAUUGGUCUUGUUUAUUUACAAAAAGUAUAGAGGAGACUGGUAAAUCCUUUUCCAUUUGGAGUUGAAAUAGAACUUGAUUGACAAGCUGACUCCUCAAGAAAGGAAGAUGCGACUUCCAUUGUCUUGCUAUUAUUAUUUUUACUGCCAAGAAGCAGUGGUUUACAAGGCAUUUAGAAGAAGUGGAAGAAAGUUUCCAGUUUAAAUGUAACAGUGCUGUAUCCAGGCCUUUUUUAAUUGUAAUAUUAAAUAAACAUUUAAGUAUUUCAAAGGACCACUCCCAAAGAUUUUUAACUAAACUACAAUGCCACCAUAUAUGAACAAGUGUUCCCUCUGGAUAACCACAACGCCAGCAGUGGGGAAUUUGACCUGGAUACAUCUUACUUAAUUUAUAUGGAGUCAGAUACCAUUUAUACAUAACCUUACAUUGACAUUCAACUAAAUUCUGACAAUGAAUAUAUUUACGGGUAUCUUUACGAGACGUACACCAUUCCUGCUCAGUUAUGUCAAUAUUUAGGAUAUUUUUCCAUUCAUCAAGUAUCUUUAAGGGUUGUUGAUCAAGGAUGGAUAGCAAGUUAGUAGCUUUUGAAAUAAUUUUAUUAACCUUAGUAUUUCUAAAGAUGGUUUGAAUAAGAAUAUCAAUUUUUGGUGACGUAUUUAAUAAGAACUUAUUCAAGAAAUUUUUAAUUCUUAAAUAAGAGAAAAGUUCUUUGUUAGGGAGAAGGAGUUUGGCUUGAAUAUCAGCAAAAGGUAAAAUUUGGUCGUCAUGGAGGAUAUCCCCAAUCGUCCAUUGAAAUUUAGACCAAUUAUUUAAAGAAAUAUCCUCGAUAUUAUCUUCUAAAAUGAUCAAAUGAGAUGACUUAAUUAUUUUGUCGGAGAUUUUUUGUUGUUUUUUUAUCAUCUCCCAAGCACUAAUAAUUUGUGACAAGAUUAAUGAUUUACUACAUAGAAAUUCUAUAGUUUUUUGUUGUUUUUAAGCCAUAAAUAUAUUUCCAAUCUAACUUUUCCAACUGCCUCGGUUGGAAAACUUAGAUGUGUCUGUUUUAAACGAUUCAACCUGGAGUUUAUAUAUGUGACCAAUAAUGUUGGCGUAAUAACAAUUUCUGAUAUUUGGGUAGUUUAUACCUCCGUUUUGGGGUUUCCUAGAGAGAACUUUAGAACUUAUUCUAGGCCUGGUCGUUUUCCAAAUAAAUUUUUGAAAACUAGAUUGUAUCAUGGUUAACCAGAUAUCUGGAAUUUGAAGAGGAAUCAUCCUAAAUAGAUACAACCAUUUGGGCAUAAUAUAAGCGUUAAUUAUGUUAAUCCUGCCGAUCCAAGAGGAUUCGGUCAGGCGCCAUUCUUUUAAUUUUAUAUUUGUAUAUUUUAGGAGAUUCAAUACAUUUAUUUCCAUAAUAUCGUUAACUUGAGAUGAAAUUAUCACGCCCAGAUAGUUAAAAACAUUAUUAGACCAUACGAAAUCGUAAUUAUCUGGUAGAUCUUUUAAACUGUGGAUGUCGACAUUAAUAGUUACAGCAAUUGAUUUAGAUAUAUUAAGUUUAUAAUUAGAUACCUUAGAGUAGCUUUUUAUAUCAGAUAAAACUUGGGGAAGAGAUGAUUCUGGAGAAGUAAGUGUUAAUAAUAUAUCAUCGGCAUAAAGUUAUAUUUUUGCUUCUGAAUUCUUCGUUAGAAAACCUCUGAUAUUCAAAUUACUCCUAAUAUUAAUAGCUAGGGGUUCUAAAGUUAAGAUAUAAAGAAGGGGAGAUAGGGGACAACCCUGGCGUGUACCAUUAUAUAGACUAAACCAAUUUGAUUGAAUGUUUACUCCUACAGUUCUAGCUGUUGGUUCGGAGUAAAGUGCCAAAAUGCCAUCAUGAAUCCAACCUGUGAAUCCAAAAGAAGUCAGCACCCCUUCAAGGAAGCCCCAACU